AUGAUAACCAGGGAGAACACUGAGGGUUUGGAAUGGAUCAAAACCUCAAUGCUGCCCUCUCCAGGACCGUGUGUGUGUUGGACAUUUGGGUUGUUGAUGUCUAACGUGUGUGUGUGUAUGCAUCGUUCCUCUACAGGCAGGCGUGGGACCUGGCUGUGGACAUCUGUCUCUCUCAGCUGCCCACCAUCAUUGAGGAGGGCACCGCCUUCAGGGUAAGUGGUUUUUCUCCAUUUAUCAGUGCGGGUUCCUCUUAACUUUGAGUUAGUCAUGGCAUGUGUUUGUCUAUGUCAGGGGUCUCAAAAUCAUUUUGCCCGGUGUCCAAAUUCAGUCUUCACCAAGGUCCAGCAGGGCCACACUGCAAAUUGUUUUCAUACACAAUACUUUUUUCCCUUCAUUUGAAUACCCCUGAGGCGUUAAGAUAAAUUGCCCUGUGUCAAUCACAUUUUUAUUUAUAAAGCCCUUUUUACAUCAGCAGAUGUCACAAAAUGCUAUACAGAAACCCAGCCUAAAACCCCAAACAGCAAGCAAUGCAGAUAUAGAAGCACUGUGGCUGGGAAAAACUCCCUAGAAAGGCAGAAACCUAGGAAGAAACCUAGAGAAGAACCAGGCUCUGAGUGGUGGCCAGUCCCCUUCUGGCUGUGUUCCCGGGUGGAGAUUAUAACAGUACAUGGCCAUUAAGGCCAGAUUUUUCUCCAAGAUGUUCAAACGUUCAUAGAUGACCAGCAGGGUCAAAUAAUAAUCACAGUGGUUGUAGAGGUUGCAACAGGUCAGUACAUCAGGAGUAAAUGUCACUUGGCUUUUCAUAGCCGGCCAUUUAGAGGUUGAAAUAGCAGGUGCGGUAGAGAGAGAGAGUUGAAAACAGCAGGUCUGGGACAAGGUAGCACGUCUGGUGAACAGGUCAGGGUUCCAUAGCCGCAGGCAGAAAAGUGGAAACUGGAGCAGCAGCACAACCAGGUGGACUGGGGAUGCUGUGGAUGAUAUGUCUGUGUGUUUGACACCUCACUGAUAAAUAACCCCACUAGCUGAUGGAUGGCUGUCUGUCACUUCGGGUUGACUAGUCUUGACUACACACUUUGUUCUUCUUUCACUUUCAUUCUAUUUACCAUGGUAACUGUAACCCUGUCACUUCUAUGAGUUACAAUACCAUUUUAUUUACACUGAUUCAUCACAAACACUCUCCCCGCCCCAGUCAGUGUAUCACUCUAUUACCCCUCUGACCCAGUGGAUGCAGGAGUGAAAUGUCAGGCCUAAUACCUCGCGUGUCACUGAGUCAAUAGAGGUGAUAAUAGCUGUAGUCAACAUAUCACUCCAUUCUGUUAAACCCCUCUGGUGCUACUUGUCCAGUCAAGUGCAACUCAACUCAAUCAUUCAUUAUAAGAUAUUUUCAACACAAGCACUUGAAGGUUUUCCGCUGUGAUAGUCGGUGAUAACGCAUCACCGUUGGUUAGUUUGGGUGGUAUGAAUGGGAUAGUACAAUACAUGCUGCCCUGCCAUAUACAGUCUUCCUCUGUGCUUUUCAACAAAAAUAUAGAAUAAAAUAUAUUAUAAAAUGUAUUAUAUACCCAGAGAUUGACAUUUAGAUAGUUAGUCAUAAAUGAUGCAUUGUUGCAGCUCCCUAUAGAAAUAGCAUAGUCGGUCCGUCCAGAUUUUUUAAAAUUUUAUUUAUUUAACCUUUAUUUAACCAGGUAAGCCAGUUGAGAACAAGUUCUCAUUUACAACUGCGACCUGGCCAAGAUAAAGCAAAGCAGUGCGAUAAAAACAACAACACAGAGUUACAUAUGGGGUAAAAAAAACAUAAAGUCAAAAAAUACAACAGAAAAUAUAUAUACAGUGUGUGCAAAUGUAGCAAGUUAUGGAGAUAAGGCAAUAAAUAGGCUAUAGUGCAAAAAUAAUUAAUACAAUUAGUAUUAACACUGGAAUGCUAGAUGUGCAAGAGAUUAUGUGCAAAUAGAGAUACUGGGGUGCAAAAGAGCAAAAAUAAAUAACAAUAUAGGGAUGAGGUAGUUGGGUGGGCUAAUUUCAGAUGGGCUGUGUACAGGUGCAGUGAUCGGUAAGGUGCUCUGACAACUGAUGCUUAAAGUUAGUGAGGGAGAUAAGUGUCUCCAGCUUCAGAGAUUUUUGCAAUUCGUUCCAGUCAUUGGCAGCAGAGAACUGGAAGGAAUGGCGGCCAAAGGAGGUGUUGGCUUUGGGAAUGACCAGUGAGAUAUACCUGCUGGAGAGCAGACUACGGGUGUGUGCUGCUAUGGUGACCAAUGAGCUAAGAUAAGACGGGGAUUUGCCUAGCAGUGAUUUAUAGAUGGCCUGGAGCCAAUGGGUUUGACGACGAACAUGUAGUGAGGACCAGCCAACAAGAGCGUACAGGUCACAGUGGUGGGUAGUAUAUGGGGCUUUGGUGACAAAACGGAUGGCACUGUGAUAGACUACAUCCAAUUUGCUGAGUAGAGUGUUGGAGGCUAUUUGUAAAUGACAUCGCCGAAGUCAAGGAUCGGUAGGAUAGUCAGUUUUACGAGGGCAUGUUUGGCAGCAUGAGUGAAGGAGGCUUUGUUGCGAAAUAGGAAGCCGAUUCUAGAUUUAACUUUGGAUUGGAGAUUCUUAAUGUGAGUCUGGAAGGAGAGUUUACAGUCUAACCAGACACCUAGGUAUUUGUAGUUGUCCACAUACUCUAGGUCAGACCCGUCGAGAGUGGUGAUUCUAGUCGGGUGGGCAGGUGCCAGCAGCGUUCGAUUGAAGAGCAUGCAUUUAGUUUUACUAGUGUUUAAGAGUAGUUGGAGGCUACUGAAGGAGUGUUGUAUGGCAUUGAAGCUCGUUUGGAGGUUUGUUAACACAGUGUCCAAUGAAGUGCCAGAUGUAUACAAAAUGGUGUCGUCUGCGUAGAGGUGGAUCUGAGAGUCACCAGCAGCAAGAGCGACAUCAUUGAUAUACACAGAGAAAAGAGUCGGCCCAAGAAUUGAACCCUGUGGCACCCCCAUAGAGACUGCCAUAGGUCCAGACAACAGGCCCUCCGAUUUGACACAUUGAACUCUAUCUGAGAAGUAGUUGGUGAACCAGGCGAGGCAGUCAUUUGAGAAACCAAGGCUAUUUAGUCUGCCAAUAAGAAUGCGGUGGUUGACAGAGUCGAAAGCCUUGGCCAGGUCGAUGAAGACUGCUGCACAGUACUGUCUAUUAUCGAUCGCGGUUAUAAUAUCGUUUAGGACCUUGAGCGUGGCUGAGGUGCACCCAUGACCAGCUCGGAAACCGGAUUGCAUAGCGGAGAAGGUACGGUGGGAUUCGAAAUGGUCGGUGAUCUGUUUGUUAACUUGGCUUUCAAAUACUUUCGAAAGGCAGGGCAGGAUGGAUAUAGGUCUGUAACAGUUUGGAUCUAGAGUGUCACCCCCUUUGAAGAGGGGGAUGACCGCGGCAGCUUUCCAAUCUCUGGGGAUCUCAGACGUUACGAAAGAGAGGUUGAACAGGCUAGUAAUAGGGGUUGCGACAAUUUCGGCGGCUAGUUUUAGAAAGAAAGGGUCCAGAUUGUCUAGCCCAGCUGAUUUGUAGGGGUCCAGAUGUUGCAGCUCUUUCAGAACAUCAGCUGUCUGAAUUUGUGUGCAGGAGAAGCGGGGGGGGGCAUGGGCAAGUUGCAGCGGAGGGUGCAGAGUUGGUGGCCGGGGUAGUGGUAGCCAGGUGGAAAGCAUGGCCAGCCGUAGCAAAAUGCUUGUUGAAAUUCUCGAUUAUUGUAGAUUUAUCGGUGGUGAUAGUGUUUCCUAGCCUCAGUGCAGUGGGCAGCUGGGAGGAAGUGCUCUUAUUCUCCAUGGACUUUAGUGUCCCAAAACUUUUUGGAGUUAGUGCUACAGGAUGCAAAUUUCUGUUUGAAAAAGUUAGCCUUUGCUUUCCUGACUGCUUGUGUAUAUUGGUUCCUAACGUCCCUGAAAAGUUGCAUAUCGCGGGGGCUAUUUGAUGCUAAUGCAGUACGCCACAGGAUGUUUUUGUGCUGGUCAAGGGCAGUCAAGUCUGAGGAGAACCAUGGGCUAUAUCUGUUCUUAGUUCUGUAUUUUUUGAAUGGGGCAUGUUUAUUUAAGAUUGAGAGGAAAUUACUUUUAAAGAACAACCAGGCAUCCUCUACUGACGGAAUGAGAUCUAUAUCCAUCCAGGAUACCUGGGCCAGGUCAAUUAGGAAGGCCUGCUCGCUAAAGUGUUUUAGGGAGCGUUUGACAGUGAUGAGGGGUGGUCGUUUGACCGCGGACCCGUUACGGACGCAGGCAAUAAGGCAGUGAUCGCUGAGAUCCUGGUUGAAGACAGCAGAGGUGUAUUUAGAGGGUAAAUUAGUCAGGAUGAUAUCUAUGAGGGUACCCAUGUUUACUGAUUUAGGGUUGUACCUGGUAGGUUCGUUGAUAAUUUGUGUGAGAUUGAGGGCAUCUAGUUUGGAUUGUAGGAUGGCCGGGGUGUUAAGCAUAUCCCAAUUUAGGUCACCAAGCAGUACGAACUCUGAGGAUAAAUGGGGGGCAAUCAAUUCACAUAUGGUGUCCAGGGCACAGCUGGGGGCUGAGGGGGGUCUGUAGCAAGCGGCAACAGUGAGACUUAUUUCUGGAAAGGUGGAUUUUUAGAAGUAGAAGCUCAAACUGUUUGGGCACAGACCUGGAUAGUAUGAUAGCUCUGCAGGCUAUCUCUACAGUAGAUUGCAACUCCACCCCCUUUGGCAGUUCUAUCUAGACGGAAAAUGUUAUAGUUAGGGAUGGAAAUUUCAGAAUUUUUGGUGGCCUUCCUAAGCCAGGAUUCAGACACUGCUAGAACAUCAGGGUUGGCGGAGUGUGCUAACGCAGUGAAUAACUCAAACUUAGGAAGUAGACUUCUGAUAUUUACAUGCAAGAAACCAAGGCUUUUGCGAUUACAGAAGUCAGCAAAUGAUAGCGCCUGGGGAGUAGGAGUGAUACUGAGGGCUGCAGGGCCUGGGUUUGCCUCUACAUCACCGGAGGAACAGAGGAGGACUAGAAUAAGGAUAUGGCUAAAUGCUUUAAGAACUGGUCUUCUAGUGCGUUGGGUACAUAGAAUAAAGGGGGCAGAUUUCCGGGCGUUGUAGAAAAGAUUCAGGACAUUAUGUACAGACAAGGAUAUGGAAGGAUAUGGAAGGAUAUGAGUAAAGUGGAGGUAAACCUAAGCGUUGGGUAACAAUGAAAGAGAUAGCAUCACUGGAGGCACCAAUUGAGUCGGUCUCCACAUGUAUGGGGGGUGGGACAAAGGAGCUAUCUAAGGCAGGUUUAGCUGGGCUGGGGGAUCUACAGUGAAAUAGUACAAUUAGAAAUAACCGAAACAACAAUAAGCUAACCAUAUUGAGAUGGGAGAGAGGCAUAAAGCAAUCACAGGUGUAAUUUGAGAGAGCUAAGACAACAGCUGGUAAUGACGACACAGUUUGGGCUGAGGCUAAACAUAAACAGGAUGCGGUACCGUAUAAAGGAAUAGUCCAGCAGGCAUCAGCUGUAUAGCUGAGUUAUCAUAAGGUCCGGUGAACAGCAAUAGGAUAGUUCGGAGGUAGUUCGGGGGCUGCUAAAGCACUAGCGAGCAAGAGGCCACGGCUAGCGUGUGCUAGCGGGCCGGGGCUAGCAGAUGGAAUCUUCGUGGUCGACGGUGUAACGGGAAGCCGGUUGUAGCCACAUCAGACGAUUUCGUCGGCAGACCAGUCGUGUAGGAUCGGCGGGGCUCCAUGUCUAUACUAGGUGGUCCCGUCCGGUUGACAGAGAGGUAGAUAGCCGGGAGAUGGGCCUAGCUCAGGAUGAUUAGCCAGACCACAACGUCCAUUUUGUUGCAGCUAGCUGGUAGCGAUGAAUCCGGAGUUAAAUGUCCAGUGAUUCAGUGAUUCCGGCAGAAAAACUGAUAUGUUCUGGGUCGAUAACGCGCUGUGCAGACUGGCCGAAUAAUAGUCCAGACUAGAGCUGGCUGGCUGGUAGGUGGUGCAGGCCACGGACAAUGGUGAAGAACCGCUAACGGUAGCUGAUAGCAAGUAGCUAGUUAGCUGGCUACUCCCGUCCGGUAGACCUAGAGGUAGAAAGCCGGGAUAUGAGCCUGGCUCUAGGCUAGCUCGAGGCUGACUGGUGCUUGCAUCGGGGGCAGUGGUGAUUAGCCAAACAGCAACAUUCAUUCGGUUGCGGCUAGCUAGUUGCGAUCCGGUGAUUAAUGUCCAGUGAUUAAAUUAUUCCGGCAGAAAAAUCCAAUGUUCUGGGUGAAAUACCGCUAACUGUGGCUAAUAGCAAGUAGCUAGUUAGCUGGCUAGCUAGUUUCAACUGGAGAUUCUAGAUAAAAGGUAAGUCAAUAAUAGAAUCCGUUCCACAUUGAGUGAGGCGGGUUGCAGUAAAGUAUAUUUUGUAGAAGGAUGAAAAGUCUGAUAGGGAAAUAUGUACGAAAAAUACAAAAAAAAACAGGGUAUUUACAGGCUAUUUACAGACACACGACAAAAACAGGACUGCACUACUACGCCAUCUUGGAUUAGCUAUAAAAGUCUAGCAUCCCGUUAUGGUGUAAUAAUCCACUGCAAUUGUAAUAUUGAAUUCCUAAUCUCUCUGGGGGAAAAACCCUGGGCUUGGGGCUGGGGCUGGCAGGGGAAGAAACCCUGAUUGUGACAACAUAAGAUUAUUACCAGGGCUUGUGUAAGGGCUCCUUAAGCCGUCUACAGUAAUCUUCUGAACUCUCCAUCUCUCUUUUCCUCACUCGAUCUAUGCCAUCUUUACUUGAACUCCGUCCCUCUAUCUAUUUUUCACUCUCCCUCGAACUCUUACUCCAGGGGUGUCAAACAUACGGCCCAUGGCAAGAAACAUUUCAGUGCAGCCGUCCGGACCCCGGUGAAGACCGAAUGCGGCCCGCAGGCAAAAUUAGUUACCCUUGUCUUACUCCCUCCCUCCAUUUAAAUUUUUUCCCUCUUUCACUUGUCUCUCUCUUCCUCCAUCUCUCCUCAAAAGUAAUUUCAGAAACCAUAUCAAGCAGAGCGCAAUGCACUCCCAGUGCAAAAGUUUGUAUGGAAAAAGUUGAAUGAAUCUCUACAGAGCGUGACUCCCUCUGAGUCUGCAGUCCUAUCAGUUCUCCACCUGGCCUGUUUUUAUUUUAUAUUUUAACUAGGCAAGUAGGUUAAGAACAAUCUAUUUACAAUGACGGCCUACCCCGGCCAAACCCGAACGACGCUUGGCCAAUUGUGCGCCGCCCUAUGGGACACCUGUUGAGGUUUGCAUCUCCUCCAUCACUCUUCUGAAGGAACAUCCCUCCCCCUCUUCCCUCUCGCUCUCCAUUCUCUUCCCUCUUUUCCUUCACCCCCGCAUGCUUAAUGGCACUAUAAUUGACCCACCUGGGUCCUCUCUCUCCCCCUCUGUCUUUUGAGAGAUGAGACUUGUUCACCCUCUAUCUGGCUCUCUCUCUCUCUCCAGAGCUCAGAGAAACUGUCUGUUAGUUUGUGUGUGUGUUCGCUCCUCUUGUGUGAGUGUGUAUGUAUGUUAGAGCAUAGCGGUUAUGCUUUGGUUAUUCACAAAUUAAUUUCCUCAACCAGUGCUAAUAUUUCCCUCUCUGCAGCGAGAGAGAGUCUCUGUUGUAAUUGCCCCUGCUAUAUUAAUGGGAUGAUGAUGAUGAAACUGGUCAUGGAACAGUUAAUAGCGGCAGACACAUUGUCAUGACACCACUGCUCUAUGUGGGGCUGAAGGGAAGCAGGUAACAGAGGGGGUGGUACAUAAUGAAGGGACAUGCGUUCACACACACACACUACUGCAGCUAGUCAAGGCUACAAUGGAGGCUUCCUUAUGGAAGGUUGUUAUGUAAUAGGCAGAUUGGUGUAAGAAUUUACUCUGUUCAGUUGGUCGGGAUGUUUGUGUGUGUGUGUGUGCCUGUGUGUGUGUGUGAGACAUAGAGAGGAUGUGUGUUGCAUUAAAGUUUCAUGACUACUGUGUAUUACAUAUUGUAUUAAGAUUAGUGGAUGCAUGUUGCAUUGUAGACAUCGAUGUGCUGAGUUGCCGUGCACAUGCUUAUAUAACUUACAUACAAAACCAAAAUAUAUAAACAUUGUUACAAAACUCAUUGAACUCAUUCUACAAUGAGAUGUAUAGUAAUGUGUGUGCAGUUCAUUACCGAUGCAUUAAGCCUAAUUUGUGUGCUUGUGUGUGUGAGAGAAGGGUGUGCUAGAUCAGUAUGAAAAUGUAUGCACUCACUAACUGUAUGUCGCUCUGGAUAAGAGCGUCUGCUAAAUGACUAAAAUGUCAAAUGUAAAUCUAACUAUGAAAUGGAUAAUGCUGUUGUGUAUUUGAGAGGUCACAGCUGUGUUUGUAUGCAGGUCAAGAUACACUACAUGACCAAAAGUAUGUGGACACCUGCUCGUCAAACAUCUCAUUCCAAAAUCAUGGGAAUAAAUGUAGUUGGUCCCCCCUUUGCUGCUAUAACAGCCUCCACUUUUCUGGGAAGGUUUCCACUAGAUGUUAUGUUGGAACAUUGCUACGGAGACUUGCUUCCAUUCAGCCACAAGAGCAUUAGUUAGAUCGGGCAUUGAUAUUGGGCGAUUAGGCCUGGCUCGCAGUCAGCGUUCCAAUUCAUCUCAAAGGUGUUCGAUGGGGUUGAGGACAGGGCUCUGUGCAGGCCACUCAGGUUCUUCCACACAGAUCUCGACAAACCAUUUCUGUAUGGACCUCGCUUUGUGUACGGCGGCAUUGUCAUGCUGAAACAGGCAAGGGCCUCCCCAAACUGUUGCCACAAAGUUGAAAGCACAGAAUUGUCUAGAAUGUCAUUGUAUGCUGUAGCGUUAAGAUUUCCCUUCACUGGAACUAGCCUGAACCAUGAAAAACAGCCCCAGACUAUUAUUCCCCCUCCACCAAACUUUACAGUUGGCACUAUGCAUUGGGGCAGGCAGCGUUCUCCUGGCAUCCGCCAAACCCAGAUUCGUCUGUUGGAGUGCCAUAUGGUGAAGCGUGAUUCAUCACUCCAGAGAACACGUUUCCACUGCUCCAGAGUCCAAUGGCGGCAAGCUUUACGCUACUUCAGCCAACGCUUGGUAUUGCGCAUGGUGAUCUUAGGCUUGUGUGCGGCUGAUAGGCCAUGGUAACCCAUUUCAUGAAGCUCCCGACGAACAGUUAUUGUGCUGACGUUGCUUCCAGAGGCAGUUUGAAACUCGCUAGUGAGUGUUGCAACCGAGGACAGACGAUUUUUAUGCACUACGUGCUUCAGCACUCGGUGGUCAUGUUCUGUUAGCUUGUGUGGCCUACCACUUUGCGGCUGAGCCGUUGUUGCUCCUAGACGUUUCCACUUCACAAUAACAGCACUUACAGUUGACCGGGCCAGCUCUAGCAGGGCAGAAAUUUGACAAACUGACUUGUUGGAAAGGUGGCAUCCUAUGACUGUGCCACAUUGUAAGUCACGGAGCUCUUCAGUAAGGACAUUAUACUGCCAUUGUUUGUCUAUGGAGAUUGCAUGGCUGUGUGCUCGAUUUUAUACACCUGUCAGCAACGGGUGUGGCUGAAAUAGCUGAAUCCACUCAUUUGAAAGGGUGUCCACAUACUUUUGUAUAUAUAUAUAGUGUAUGUACUCUGUGUGAGUGAGCCUAGUAUCAAUGUACUGUAUGUAUUUAGAUGUAUAUUCAUAAUUGAUUUAUUAAAACGAUUGUGUGUGUGUUUCCCCCCAACAGCACAGUCCAUUCUUUGCGGAGCAGCUGACAGCAUUCCAGGUGUGGCUGACCAUGGGAGUGGAGAACAGGAACCCCCCCGAACAGCUCCCCAUCGUACUGCAGGUAUACACACACAUCCAUACACCCAAACACCAACGGGCGUAAAAUAUCUACCCUCCCCGAAAAACAUCUGUUUCAGUUUUCUGAGUCUUUCCCUUUAAAUCGCCAUAGAAACGGCCCCUCUCAACGUUGAUUGACCAGGGUUCGAAGCCACGGAUCUGGAGAUGAAAAUGACAAGGGUAUCAAGUUGAAUUUGAUUGGUCCAAAGUGCGGAAACGCCUCCUAAUCUUACAACCUCCCAACGCCGAAAUAUGGAAGAGAGACAACCAAGACCGGUGUGAUCUAAACUAGCUACGGUCCCAACAAACUAACGUUCUUAUUUAAUCAAUAUGUAUAUUAAGGUUAUAAUAUUGUAGAGAACAAUCUGAUUAAUUGUAUGUGAUUCGUAAUGACAUAGGCUAAAGACAACUAGGUUUAGACUAGGGCUGUCAAACGAUGAUUAAUUGCAAAUAAUCGCAUUAAAUUCUGUAGUUAAUCGCGAUUAAUCGCAGAUUUUUUAUUUGCUCAAAAUUGGUGCUUAAUAAAGAGUUUUCAUUGUUUCUUUCUUUCUUCUUUAAGCUGUGUAUUGAGUUGUAGGUGUGUAGGGACUGAAACACAAAAAAUAUUCUGUAUCAGAAUACAACAUUCCUGUAAUUAUGCUCCCAGUAGGCCUACUCCCUCAUACAUUUUCUUGAAGUUCACAAACACACACACACAGUUAUAGCUUUAGCCAUUCCAAAUGAUUGUUCUCCUAAUUACUGAUUGGAGGGUUGGCUAUAAGAAAAAAGAACUGGCUCUAUGGAUAAAAAGAGCAUAAAUCUGUCCAACAAUGUCAUGAAUUCCACAGAACAUAAACCUGUGACCAUAUACUUCAGUCGUCCUCCUAUUUCUUUCACUGAGCCAGUUGCUAAGACAAACAAGCCUGUUGACAUUUUGAGAUGAUAAAGCUGCUCUCUUCUUCUGUACGAUACGCCCAGAGAGUGAAAACAGCCUCUCACAAGGUACUGAUGUGGCAGGCGUUGCCAGGUACCUUCGUACAAUGCAGGCCAGCCUGGUGUGUGCCCCUGCAUGCUGUGACCACCACUGUAGUGGACAGUCCUCCUUGCUGAUGCUGGGCUCUGUUGCUUUAUCAGGUUGCUGUGCAGGCCUCUCUUCCUUCAGCAAGUUGCACCAAAGUUUCACCAAAGCCCACACCUCUCAAGUCUGGAAACGCACUUCAGGUCCUUAAUACUUGGGUCGAGUGCUGUGGCCAUGUGAGGUUGGUGUUUUACUUGCGUUUCUCCAGGUCUGUUGUGAAUGUCAGCUUGAAUAUUACCACGUAGGCAGGGUCAUCAUCGGAGCUCUCCAUUACUCAAAGGAGAUGGCACAUAGCAGGCAACACCACUGAGCAGGAAAUAUACUUCUCUCCUCCCAGAAAUUCAGUCAAGUACCUGCAGUGGAAGAUAAUUGACUGCAGUGAUUUUGAAUUAUUAGAAACUUGUUAUACACAGACACAUACUCUCACUCACACACACAUACUCUCUCACACACACACACUCUCUCACACACACACACUCUCUCUCACACACACACACACAUUUGACACUCUCUCACACACACACACACACUUCACAAUCGUAUUAUAACACUAAUAGUGUGAUAAAGAAGAUUACCUGCAGGGCUCCAGUAGUGCCUCCAGCUUCUGCAGUUUCUCCAGUUCAGCUGGGCCAGAGCAUCUCUGUGGUUGUUGGUUUCUGUGGACAGGCUUUACCAUUUCCAGAGUGGAAUUUCAUAUUGUUGUGACAUCUUGUGUCAGUGACAUCUUUUGCACAUUUACAAAUUGCAGUUGUCCUAGCUCUGCAGCGUUUGGUGGGCUGUGUUUGAAAUGCCCCCCCCCAAAAAUUCGGCAUUUGGCUAGGGCAUUGUCCAACCCCCUGUUCUGUAUGGACACUGUAAUGGACCUUUUGGAGACUGUGCGCGGUGCAGGGCAGGUGUUCAAAAGGAAGUUGUCUCCCAGUUGCAAUCAUGUUCCGUGCAGUGUGGUAACUUUGUUGUCAAUGUUCCACUGCUUUGCUACAACCAUGAAAUGUUUGGCACACGUUUCAGUAUAGUGCAUAUUUUCUGUCUUCAUUACGGCCAGAGCGUGUGAAUGCAGUUUAAAGUUUUCAUCGAUGUGGUGCGCAGUAACCCCAAGGUAGUUGUGCUUACUCACCAAAGUCCAGUGGUCUCCCGUGAGAGCAACAGCCGUUGCAUGUUUCAACUCCGCUUUCGUAGCCCUCUCGCUUUCAUACAGCUUGUGUAUUCUUGUAACGACGGUGGCUCUCGAGGGUAACUAAUACCCUUGAGUUGUUCGUUGCGAUCCGAAUGAUAUCCCGCAAGCCUUCGUCCUCCACAAUGUGGACUGCAAGCUGUAGCUAUCCACUUGGCUAUUGCUUGUGUUAUUUUGCUGCUCUUCGUCUUGUCCAUAGGCCUCCCACGCGCACACUCUUCUAGCUUAGCCUGCAGAAAGAUGUCCUCCAUUGCUACUAGCAACGUUACUUUUAGUGCUGGCGUCAGCGGUGUGUUUCGCUUGUAAAUUAUAAGUAACUUCGGUGAUAAACAAAUUCAGCCUUACAGUAGAUGCAAACUACUUAGGUUUUAUCCAGAGAGCCAUCUGGGAGGAAUUUGAAAUUGAAUUUGCCAUUUAAAAGCCCCUUACUAGCAUUCUCCAUCAUUCAGUCAUACAAGUAGCUAGCUAGUAAAGUGGUCCUCCAGGGCCGGCAGGGAUGUAGCUCAGUUGGUAGAGCAUGGCGUUUGCAACACCAGGGUUGUGGGUUCGAUUCCCACGGGGGGCCAGUAUGAAAAAUAUAAUGUAUGCACUCACUAACUGUAAGUCGCUCUGGAUAAGAGCGUCUGCUAAAUGACUAAAAUGUAAAAAAUUUAAUGCUGAAUGUAUGUUCAUGUCAUUGUCACCAAUCAACUGCAUUACACUCAAACAUUAUUCGAAUUUAGAUGCUAACGAAUGCUAACCAUAAGUUACUGCAUCUGAUGGUUAGCUAGCAUGCUAGCUAGCCCGACUUCUACAUCCAAAAUAAGUGUUUGCAACAAUAACAGCCAAGUUUAAUCUUAAACAACAGUCCAAACAACAUGUAGGCCUGUUGGAACACAACAUUUAUUUUGAAAUGUACAGGCAAAUCACUACGGAAUCCUAGUCUCAUGAAUAAAGCCUGUGUCUUUGGUGCUUACAUUAGCAAUGCUAAGUAGCUAACCCAGCUGUAUCUGAAAUAGUGUUUUCAACAAUAACUAAAUGCACCCUUAGCGACUGUCCAAGCAACUAUCAAACAACACUGUAGGCCUUUUGGAAUUAGUAAAAAGUAUGACGUUUACAAGUAAUUUACUACGAAAAUAUAGGCUAUUGGAAACAACGCAAUGGAACUACAACUUCAUCGGUGAUGGUGGGAGUGGUUUUGCCGAAUGGAAUCGGAGUUUGAGCCUUGAACAACAGAACAUUAUUGGCAUAAGCUGACUAAAUGUCAUUAUAACAAGAGCAACAUAGCAGGGAGUUCCAAUAUGAUCAGAAAACUACAGACGGGUUAUAUAGAAAGCUGAAAAUGACUGGCCAUAAUUUAUUUUAAUAGUCAUCUCAUGACUAUCGCUAGUCAUCUCUAGUCAUAAAACAUCACAGAGAAGCAAUUUUCAUUUUGCUCAUCACUAAAAAGUAAAUAUACAUGAAGUCAUAAAGAUACACUAAAACUGUGUAGGACAUCAAUAAAUACUUAAUAAUAGGGGUGUAACGGUACACGUAUUCGUACCAAACUGUUCGGUACGGGGACCUUGGUUCGGUCCGCACUGUGAACCCGAAUUAAUACAUAAAAAAUAUAUAUACAGUGGGGAAAAAGUAUUUAGUCAGCCACCAAUUGUGCAAGUUCUCCCACUUAAAAAGAUGAGACAGACAAAUUGAGAAAAAAAAAUCCAGAAAAUCCCAUUGUAGGAUUUUUAAUGAAUUUAUUUGCAAAUUAUGGUGGAAAAUAAGUAUUUGGUCACCUACAAACAAGCAAGAUUUCUGGCUCUCACAGACCUGUAACUUCUUCUUUAAGAGGCUCCUCUGUCCUCCACUCGUUACCUGUAUUAAUGGCACCUGUUUGAACUUGUUAUCAGUAUAAAAGACACCUGUCCACAACCUCAAACAGUCACACUCCAAACUCCACAAUGGCCAAGACCAAAGAGCUGUCAAAGGACACCAGAAACAAAAUUGUAGACUUGCACCAGGCUGGGAAGACUGAAUCUGCAAUAGGUAAGCAGCUUGGUUUGAAGAAAUCAACUGUGGGAGCAAUUAUUAGGAAAUGGAAGACAUACAAAACCACUGAUAAUCUCCCUCAAUAUGGGGCUCCACGCAAGAUCUCACCCCGUGGGGUCAAAAUGAUCACAAGAACGGUGAGCAAAAAUCCCAGAACCACACGGGGGGACCUAGUGAAUGACCUGCAGAGAGCUGGGACCAAAGUAACAAAGCCUACCAUCAGUAACACACUACGCCGCCAGGGACUCAAAUCCUGCAGUGCGAGACGUGUCCCCCUGCUUAAGCCAGUACAUGUCCAGGCCCGUCUGAAGUGCAUUUGGAUGAUCCAGAAGAGGAUUGGGAGAAUGUCAUAUGGUCAGAUGAAACCAAAAUAUAACUUUUUGGUAAAAACUCAACUCGUCAUGUUUGGAGGACAAAGAAUGCUGAGUUGCAUCCAAAGAACACCAUACCUACUGUGAAGCAUGGGGGUGGAAACAUCAUGCUUUUGGGCUGUUUUUCUGCAAAGGGACCAGGACGACUGAUCCGUGUAAAGGAAAGAAUGAAUGGGGCCAUGUAUCGUGAGAUUUUGAGUGAAAACCUCCUUCCAUCAGCAAGGGCAUUGAAGAUGAAACGUGGCUGGGUCUUUCAGCAUGACAAUGAUCCCAAACACACCGCCCGGGCGAAGGAGUGGCUUCGUAAGAAGCAUUUCAAGGUCCUGGAGUGGCCUAGCCAGUCUCCAGAUCUCAACCCCAUAGAAAAUCUUUGGAGGGAGUUGAAAGUCUGUGUUGCCCAGCGACAGCCCCAAAACAUCACUGCUCUAGAGGAGAUCUGCAUGGAGGAAUGGGCCAAAAUACAAGCAACAGUGUGUGAAAACCUUGUGAAGACUUACAGAAAACGUUUGACCCGUGUCAUUGCCAACAAAGGGUAUAUAACAAAGUAUUGAGAAACUUUUGUUAUUGACCAAAUACUUAUUUUCCACCAUCAUUUGCCAAUAAAUUCAUUAAAAAUCCUACAAUGUGAUUUUCUGGAAUUUUUUUUCUCAUUUUGUCUGUCAUAGUUGACUUGUACCUAUGAUGAAAAUUACAGGCCUCUCUCAUCUUUUUAAGUGGGAGAACUUGCACAAUUGGUGGCUGACUAAAUACUUUUUUUCCCCACUGUACAUUACCAGUCAAAAGUUUGGACACACCUACUGAUUCAAGGGUUUUUCAAAUUUUUUUACUAUGUUCUACAUUGUAGAAUAAUAGUGAAGACAUCAAAACUAUGAAAUAACACAUAUGGAAUCAUGUGGUAACCCAAAAAGUUUUAAACAAAUCAAAAUAUAUUUGAGAUUUGCACACUCUUGGCAUUCUCUCAACCAGCUUCAUGGGGAAUGCUUUUCCAGCAGGCUUGAAGGAGUUCACACAUAUGCUGAGCACUUGUUGGCUGCUUUUCCUUCACUCUGCGGUCCAACUCAUCCCAAACCGUCUCAAUUGGGUUGAGGUCAGGUGAUUGUGGAGGCCAGGUCAUCUGAUGCAGCAUUCCAUCACUCUCCUUCAUGGUCAAAUAGCCCUUACACAGCCUGGAGGUGUGUUUUGGGUCAUUGUCCUGUUGAAAAACAAAUGAUAGUCCCACAAUGCGCAAACCAGAUGGGUUGGCGUAUCGCUGCAGAAUGCUGUGGUAGACAUGCUGGUUAAGUGUGCAUUGAAUUCUAAAUACAGCACAGACAGUUUCACCAGCAAAGCACCAUCACACCUCAUCCUCCAUGCUUCACGGUGGGGAACACACAUGCGGAGAUCAUCUGUUCACCUACUCUGCGUCUCACAAAGACACGGUGGUUGGAACCAAAAAUCUCAAAUUUGGACUCAUCAGACAUCAGACAGAUUUCCACCGGUCUAAUGUCCAUUGCUCGUGUUUCUUGGCCCAAGCAAGUCUCUUCUUGUUAUUGGUGUCCUUUAGUAGUGGUUUCUUUGCAGCAAUUCGUCCAUGAAGGCCUGAUUCAUGUAGUCUCCUCUGAACAGUUGAUGUUGAGAUGUGUCUAUUACUUGAACUCUGUGACGCAUUUCUGAGGCUGGUAACUCUAAUUAAGUUAUCCUCUGCAGCAGAGUCUUCCUUUCCUGUGUCGGUCCUCAUGAGAGCCAGUUUCAUCAUAGCGCUUGAUGGUUUUUGCACUGCACUUGAAAAAACGUUUAAAGUUCUUGAAAUGUUCCGUAUUGACUGACCUUCAUGUCUUAAAGUAAUGAUGGACUGUUGUUUCUCUUUACUUAUUUGAGCUAUUCUUGCCAUAAUAUGGACUUGGUCUUUUACCAAAUAGGGCUAUCUUCUGUAUACCACCCCUACCUUGUCACAACACAACUGAUUUGCUCAAACACAUUAAGAAGGAAAGAAAUUCCACAAAUGAACUUUUAACAAGGCACUCCUGUUAAUUGAAAUGCAUUCCAGGUGACUACCUCAUUAAUCUGGUUGAGCGAAUGCCAAGAGUGUGCAAAGCUGUCAUGAAGGCAAAGGGUGGCUACUUUGAAGAAUCUCAAAAAACACUUUUUUGAUUACUACAUGAUUCCAUAUGUGUUAUUUCAUGGUUUUGAUGUCUUCACUAUUAUUCUACAAUGUAGAAAAUAGUACUGUGUGUGUAUAUGUGUAUAUAGGAAAAAAACUCUAGGCCUCUUGAGUAAAUCAGAGCUGAAAAACAUUUCAGGCUAUUCCGUUAAAACAACUAGAGCCUAUGCACACGUUGUAAUCAAAAUUCUAAUCUUAAUUGGCGCAUUUCAACCUGUCCUUUUGUGAGGCGCAGCCGGGAACUAGUUCUGUACGAUGGCGAGUGGUGGGGUGGAGAAUCCUCCUGGAUUAUUGACCAUCAUCGUUUAAAUCUCAUUUUGGGAACAAUUUGUCUUCACCAGUAAUUCCCCUAUAUGUAUUUAGCAGCGGCACACCGCCGCUUCUAAAUCGUGGCCACUGCAAAAAAAUAACAUUAUAAUAACAUUCAAAAUGUUUAAAGUGGCUUGGCGGAAUUGCCCUUUUAAAUGUCAAGCAGUUGCGUGCUCUCUGUCAGCCUGGCUGUGUUAAAUCAUGGCCUGCUCUCUAACUACACAAAUAAUGAUUUUAUCUGCCUCGCUAGCGCCUUCAUGCACUCCCUCUCUCUUUCUCUCUCGCUCUCUCUCUGGUUCUCGCUGCUCUUUCUCUCUCUCAUCACCCUGUCCCUCCCCCUUUAUGUCAGGCUAUGUUUUCUUUAAAGUGUCACUUCACAGCAGCAGUAGGCCCAUGUGUUGUUGUGCUGGCCUAGUCCCUCUGCUGUACGGCUCCAUGCUGUACUCUGCAUGGUCAUUUCCCCCUGACUCAGCAGAGCUGUGAGCUGCAGCCUUCCCUCACACGUCCACUGGGGACAGAAAGGCAAAUAAAAACCAAGAGACUGUCUGGUGGAACGAUAGGGGAGGGAUAGUGUGGAUUUUUUAUUUUUUUUGAUGGGUGGUAGUGGAGAGGGUGUGUUUUGUGGGUGUGCACAUGUAGAUCAUUGUGCACACCCACGUAAGCUCUUACACACACCCACGUAAGAACAGACAAUCUUACGUUGAUCUCUAAUAUCUAACGCUAUGACAUUGCGUUCUCAGAGAUUGCAUGUGUGUAAUCCAUUGAUGAGGAGCUUUGGGAAAAUAAGUAAAAGAGAGGAGGAGGGGUCAGAAAGAGAUAAAGCCUCUUGAUGUCAUCAUAGUAACAUACUUCCCAUCUAGACUUCCCAUUGAAACAAAAGGAUUGGGAAAGAUGAUUGUGAUGUCCUACGACUGCCAUCUCAGACGGGUUGGCGUUCUAGGAGACACACUCUCACAAAGCCCAUUCAAUCAUUAUAACAGUAUAGUGAAUCAGUGGGUGGCUGCAGAUUGAACAUCUGUACCAGUUGAUUCACUCCCUGAUGUCUUGUAACACGUGUUACUGAUGAUCGCCCAUGACAGGAUAGUGAAGGAGCAUAUUACUCUGUCAUUUGAACUGGUCUUAGUCUGUUAACUUUAGUUGUGUGUGUGUGUUCGUGCCCGCUGAUGAUGCUGAUUAGUCACUGUCACUUGUGUCUCAGCAUUUGGGACAAGAUUGAUGAGCGACUUUGCUAUUCUGUGUGUGUCAUUAGUGUCUGUUUUAUGAUACCAUCAUUCAGAAGUAUACCUUUUCAGCCCUCCGCUUCCAACCGCUCUUAAAUCGCUGAAUAUUCCUCCUCUUGUAUAACAGACAGACCACAAAUUCCCAGGCUCUCCUUUCCCACGCGUUCCCCUGUAGCGUUGAGGGGUAACCCUGGCACGGUCCAACCCCGGUCUCCUCCUGCGUUCGCUCACGGUCGCUGGGUUGAGGUCACACUGCUCUAAUAAUACACAAAACUAUGAUAGAAAUAGCAGCGUGUGUGUGGGUUGGUCGGGGGGGUGGGCUGUGUGGAAUCCGCUUCCCCCCCCCCGCGCGUCCCUCUCGCACACAGCACGGCACACAGUCGCAUGGGGACACGCCAACGUCCGGCCCUGGUGGUGCUGCCUUGCCAAAAACACACACAAUCUGUUAACAUAAUGCCCCACCCACAUACAGUACACACACAUGCACACAAAUGCAAUGUCAUAUACCGAAUGGGAAAUCACCCAUACACAUGUAUUCAUAUGCUCACCUCAUUACACACAGACCUCUUAUGCAAAAGCGGUAUGUACACCUGAAGCAGUCAAGACACACACACACACACAGAGAGAGAGAGACAAACAAUCGCCAGUGCCAGCAUAUUGGUGAGUGGUGUGAGCCACCUGUUCCACCUCUCCCACUCUCCUCCUUUGGCUCGCAGUGCCACUAAACACAUUGAACACACCACAGUAUUGACCUCUGCCCCCUCCCUGGUCUCUUUCAGGUCCUCUUGAGUCAGGUGCACAGGCUGAGAGCGCUGGACCUGCUUGGCCGCUUCCUGGACCUGGGGCCCUGGGCCGUCAGUCUGGUGAGAAACUAGACAGCAUUCUUGUCUACCGAUACACAAACACAUAUCCAAAUACAAGUUUAGCUAACACAGAUAGUGUCCGUAAAAUGUAUAUCACAAACAUCACAGCACAGUUGAAAAUAUAUGUCAAAUAGAAAUCAAAACUGGAUGGUCUUCUGAGAUAAAUGGGAGGGGUUGAGGGUAGUUGAAGGAUGGGACUAAAUACACAAAAGAUAACUAAUGUAAUAUAUACUGUGUCCGUAAAAUGUAUAUAGUAUGUAUAAUUUAGAAGCCUAAGUAUUGUUGUCCAUUAGUUUACUCCAAUUAGGGGAGGGGUGGUAGGGUUAGGGGAAAAUAAUAAAGGAAUAAUAUAUUAUUAAAUAUAUAGACAUACAUUUAGGGCCUUAGGGGCCUCUUAGUCUUUUCAUUUUGAAGCAGGUGUUGCAAUACGCAAUAGGUGUUGCUAGAAACACACAAUACUUCAAGCCAGUUAUGAUUUCUUUGGGUUUGAACUUUAAAGUGAAUAAUAUCUCUUGUGUGUGUUCAGGCCCUCUCAGUGGGGAUCUUCCCCUACGUGUUGAAGCUGCUACAGAGCUCUGCCCGGGAGCUCCGACCCCUACUGGUCUUCAUCUGGGCUAAGAUCCUGGCUGUGGACAGCGUGAGUAGUAACACACGCGCGUGUGCACACACACACACACACACACACACACACACACACACUGUACACCAUAACACCAAUCACAAUAACCAAACCAUACCAGACUCCAACCUUCAUAGCAAGCAACAUUUAAAUUGUUACAUUUAUAGUUGUACCUAUAAUUUACACUGGAGGCUAUCACAUGGAGUAGCUCUAAUGAGUGAAGCUAUACAGAGACAUGAUUGCCAUAAAGUCAAUAACAGCCCCAGAUAAAAGCAGAAAAUAUGUCUAUCUGAACCCAUUCAGUCAGUUAAUGUCAGUCAAUCACUUUAAUAUCAGUUGACGUUAAUGUAGACUAAUCAUCAUCAGGAGAUUGAGUUGUGCUACUUAUUUGAGUGAAUCCUCAACCAACUGUUAAGUAUUUAGCUAGCUAUUGGAUGUCAAUAUUGGGUAAUGUUCAUAGAGGCCAUAAGUAUGUGAUAGCCCUUUUGGCACAUUUUUAGCUGUUGAAUAAAAUGCCCACCCUAAAACUCACUAACACAAAGCAUUUAGCCUUUUACUUACAUGGUAGAACUAACCGUAUAAUCCUAAGGCAUGGUUUCUCAAACUCGGUCCUCGGAACCCCAAGGGGUGCACGUUUUGGUUUUUGCCCUAGCACUACACAGCUGAUUCAUAUAAUCAACUAAUCAUCUAGCUUUGAUAAUUUUAGUCAGCAGUGUAGUGUUAGGGCAAAACCCAAAAUGUGCACCCCUUGGGGUCCCGAGGACCAAGUUUGGGAAACACUGUCCUAAGGUAGUAGGACAGUCUGUAGUAUUAUAGUGAUUCCUUUGCAUCCAGACCCACGAGUAGUCAUCACAGUGUUAGUGGUUAGAAUAAUCAAAUGACUUUGAAAUGAAAGGACGGGAAGAAAAGUCAUUUUUCUCUGUCAGUUUAGUAGUGUGACUCAGGUAUUGAGUUGCAUUAUUCAAUAAUGUCUAGGCUAUGUCUUUAACCUUAUUUAUAAAUAUUAUAUUGAGUAGUUGCAUAUUUGAAACAUUUCCUCAAGGAGCACAAUAAAGCCAUCUACCUAAAUAGAGGAAAUAAGAGUUAUUUAGGCUGAGUUGAUUCUACUGUAAGUGAAGUGUGUGUGAGUCAUGGGUUUUGUUCACCACUCGUGUAGUAACAGCAGAUUAAUGACGAAGACUGUGACGAAGACUGACUUACUGGAACUGAGGUUUUGAAGAUUGUUUCUCUCUCUAUCUCUCUAGUCAUGUCAGGCAGACCUGGUGAAGGACAACGGACACAAGUACUUCCUGUCUGUCCUGGCCGACCCCUACAUGCCUGUGAGUAUCCACCAAUCAGAGCAUGAGAAAACCGAGGCAAUCAUGGGUGCAACACAAAUGUUACCCUUAACCAUAGAUCUAGGAUCAGAUUGCCCUCCCAUCCUAACCUUUUCCAUUAAAGUUGAAAAAAUAUCUGACCCUGUAUCAGUGGUUAGUGACAACUUCUACCUACUCAAACAUGUUGUGUUCUAUGAUCCAUAGCUCACAGUUAUGAAUGAGGUGUUGGUGAACUGAGUUGAUACAUGGCAGUUGCCUGCCAUGUUAAAACCUUUUCUUGUGUUUUCUGUUUCAGGCUGAGCACCGCACCAUGGCUGUCUUUAUCCUGGCUGUGAUUGUCAACAGCUACACGACAGGCCAGGUGUGUGUGUGUGCUUGUGUGCGCGUGUGUCUGCGUACAUACUGUGUGGGUGUCUUGAGAGAGAAAGGUCACAUAGGAGAGAUGUUAGGGGAGAAUGUGGUAAAUUAUUCGAUAAAGAAAUCACUUUAAAGAUGAUGCUAUUAUAAAGCAAGCCUCACAUUGAUAAACCUCUACGGAAUCGGUGUCCCGUAUACGGGACGGUUGAGCUAACGUGCGCUAAUGUGAUUAGCAUGACUGUUGUAAGUAACAGCAAACUUUCCAGGACAUAGACAUGUCUUAUAUGGGCAGAACGCUUAAAUUCCUGUUAAUCUAACUGCACUGUCCAAUUUACAGUAGCUAUUACAGUGAGAAAAUACCAUGCUAUUGUUUGAGGAGAGUGCACAACAACAACAAAAACGUGUCACAGCAACUGGUUUGAUACAUUCACCUCUGAAGUUAAAUAAUGUUCUUACAUUCAGUAAUCUUGCUCUGAUUUGUCAUCCUAAGGGUCCCAGAGAUAAAAUGUAGCAUAGUUUUGUUUGAUAAAAUAAAUUUUUAUAUUCAAAUGUAGGAACUGGGUUCUACAGUUUGAACCGCUGCUGUCUCUGGCUCCACACCCACCCCACCCGGCCAUCUAGAUGUGUGAAAGUUAAUGUAUAAGCUAAUGAUCCAUCAUGUAUGACAUUCUUGGGAGUGUGUAAACUUACAUUUUUUUUUUAUUACCAUAUCAUUUUUGUAUGUUCUCUAUAGUCAAGUUCUCCCACUUAAAAAGAUGAGAGAGGCCUGUAAUUUUCAUCAUAGGUACACGUCAACUAUGACAGACAAAAUUAUUUUUAAAAAUCCAGAAAAUUACAUUGUAGGAUUUUUUAUGAAUUUAUUUGCAAAUUAUGGUGGAAAAUAAGUAUUUGGUCAAUAACAAAAGUUUCUCAAUACUUUGUUAUAUACCCUUUGUUGGCAAUGACACAGGUCAAACGUUUUCUGUAAGUCUUCACAAGGUUUUCACACACUGUUGCUGGUAUUUUGGCCCAUUCCUCCAUGCAGAUCUCCUCUAGAGCAGUGAUGUUUUGGGGCUGUCGCUGGGCAACACGGACUUUCAACUCCCUCCAAAGAUUUUCUAUGGGGUUGAGAUCUGGAGACUGGCUAGGCCACUCCAGGACCUUGAAAUGCUUCUUACGAAGCCACUCCUUCGUUGCCCAGGCGGUGUGUUUGGGAUCAUUGUCAUGCUGAAAGACCCAGCCACGUUUCAUCUUCAAUGCCUUUGCUGAUGGAAGGAGGUUUUCACUCAAAAUCUCACGAUACAUGGCCCCGUUCAUUCUUUCCUUUACACGGAUCAGUCGUCCUGGUCCCUUUGCAGAAAAACAGCCCCAAAGCAUGAUGUUUCCACCCCCAUGCUUCACAGUAGGUAUGGUGUUCUUUGGAUGCAACUCAGCAUUCUUUGUCCUCCAAACACGACGAGUUGAGUUUUUACCAAAAAGUUCUAUUUUGGUUUCAUCUGACCAUAUGACAUUCUCCCAAUCCUCUUCUGGAUCAUCCAAAUGCACUCUAGCAAACUUCAGACGGGCCUGGACAUGUACUGGCUUAAGCAGGGGGACACGUCUGGCACUGCAGGAUUUGAGUCCCUGGCGGCGUAGUGUGUUACUGAUGGUAGGCUUUGUUACUUUGGUCCCAGCUCUCUGCAGGUCAUUCACUAUGUCCCCCCGUGUGGUUCUGGGAUUUUUGCUCACCAUUCUUGUGAUCAUUUUGACCCCACGGGGUGAGAUCUUGCGUGGAGCCCCAGAUCGAGGGAGAUUAUCAGUGGUCUUGUAUGUCUUCCAUUUCCUAAUAAUUGCUCCCACAGUUGAUUUCUUCAAACCAAGCUGCUUAUCUAUUGCAGAUUCAGUCUUCCCAGCCUGGUGCAGGUCUACAAUUUUGUUUCUGGUGUCCUUUGACAGCUCUUUGGUCUUGGCCAUAGUGGAGUUUGGAGUGUGACUGUUUGAGGUUGUGGACAGGUGUCUUUUAUACUGAUAACAAGUUCAAACAGGUGCCAUUAAUACAGGUAACAAGUGGAGGACAGAGGAGCCUUAAAGAAGAAGUUACAGGUCUGUGAGAGCCAGAAAUCUUGCUUGUUUGUAGGUGACCAAAUACUUAUUUUCCACCAUAAUUUGCAAAUAAAUUCAUAAAAAAUCCUACAAUGUGAUUUUCUGUAUUUUUUUUCCUCAAUUUGUCUGUCAUAGUUAACGUGUACCUAUGAUGAAAAUUACAGGCCUCUCUCAACUUGAAAAUGUAUCAAUUGACCAAUUCGGCACAUUUGGGCAGACUUGAUACAAAAUAGUCCAGUAUUGCAAUGCUUCGCUGGAUCAAUCUGAAACUUUGCACACACACUGCUGCCAUCUAGUGGCAAAUCUAAAUUGCGCCUAAACUGCAAUAUUAUAUUGUGGCCUUUCUCUUUCAUUUCAAAGAUGAUAUAACAAAAACAAUAAUAGAAAACACAUGUUUUUUGUUAUGUAUAUCUUUUACCAGAUCUAAUGUGUUAUAUUCUCCUACAUUAAUUUCACAUUUCCACAAACUUCAAAGUGUUUCCUUUCAAAUGGUAUCAAUAAUAUGCAUAUCCUUGCUUCAGGUCCUGAGCUACAGGCAGUUAGAUUUGGGUCUGUCAUUUUAGCCCUUCAACAGACACACUUCUGAAUUCUCCCCAACUCUCAGUAGAGGAGAUAAUAAGUCAUAUUUUCAACAUGUCCUCACUUUCUGCUCUCUCUCUCUCCUGACAACACUUUGUCAUGGCAACUGUCACCGUAUACACCUAAUUUAUUUCCAGAAACCGCUCCAGACUGUUUUUUUGUGUCUCUUAUUUGUCGUAUUGCGAUGAUGUAGCUUAGCCUUACACAUAGCCUUACAAACCCCCCUCUCUCGCUCUCUUUGUCGGUCUCGUUCGGUCUGUCUCUUUGUCAGUCUGUCUUUCUGUCUAUCUACUGGUAUCUAUUUUUCCAUCUAUUCAUCUUGCUCUUCAUAUCUUUCGCAAACACCAUUCCCUCUCUCUCUCGCUCUCUCUCUCUGUUUACUUAAUGUUCUCCUUCUACCAUUGGCUCUGUGUUAAUAAUAGAUGAGCUCCAACAUUACAAAGACGUGCCGCUCGUUCGACGUUCUCGCCUCCUUGUAUUUAUACAAGCCUUCCAUUCAACUAGUACUUCAUCAUUACUUCAGUUUGUUGGAUUGGUUGGAACAUGUGGUCUAAACUUCAGGGGUUAGGAGUGAUGGUACUCCUACUGGUAGGGUUCAGCUACGGUAUGAUCAAGUUAAAACAUUAUUUCAACUUGUACACAAAUCCCUGAACGGCUCUAGUAGUCUGAUGGAGGAUAGUUUGAUACUGCCACAAUGCAGAGAGUCUGCCAAAAUAGGUAUAGGCUUUCAAAUAGUGGCUUUUCAUAGCCACAAGAACCAAUACAACCCCACAGAAAUGAUGACAAACACUUAACUGUCAAGCAUUGGACAUCUACCCUUCAGGUUCACAGUGGGAGGUUGAGGUUAGUUCCCUGUUGGGUUUGCCCAUAGACUUCGAGAUGGUAAGCUCCGCUUAAAGCCAAGUCAUAAAGGCCUAUGGAUUAGGCUACAGGGUCUCAUCAAAGGAAAUUGUGUGGACGUGUGUGUGAAUUACUGACAUGGCCCCCCUCUUUCUCUCCUCCCUCCCAACUCCUUUCUCGUCCUCCUCCUCCACUCACCCUCUACUUCCCUCCUUUUCUCCCCCUCCCUCCCCAGGAGGCCUGUCUUCAGGGGAACCUGAUAGCUAUCUGCCUGGAGCAGCUCUCUGACCCUCAUCCCCUGCUACGUCAGUGGGUGGCCAUCUGCCUGGGACGCAUCUGGCAGAACUUUGACUCGGCCCGCUGGUGUGGUGUCAGGGACAGCGCCCACGAGAAGCUCUACAGCCUGCUGUCCGACCCCAUACCUGAGGUGAGAGGGAAGGAAUACACCUUUCACAUACACCUUUGGGACAUACACACCUUUCAGACACGCACACACACCUUUGGGACACACACACAGUCACCGAAUGUAACACACAUACCUAGCAGAUUGGGGGUUCAGUGGUUCCUUUAGAAUUUUGAGGACCUGAGGGACAGUGAAUAGUCAGUUUGCCCUGUAUUUCACCCACCACACAUGGGUGAAAUGCAGGACACACGCACACACACACACACUGAGACAUGGAACAUCUGUUGCCUGCAGCCUAGCAGGGCAACCUCUCUCUCUAGAGGCCAAGCAGCUGCUGUGGCUGAAGGGUGAGACUAGGGUCUGCAUCCACUCUGACAUACACAUAUACAGUGAGGGAAAAAAGUAUUUGAUCCCCUGCUGAUUUUGUACGUUUGCCCACUGACAAAGACAUGAUCAGUCUAUAAUUUUAAUGGUAGGUUUAUUUGAACAGUGAGAGACAGAAUAACAACAAAAAAAUCCAGAAAAACGCAUGUCAAAAAUGUUAUAAAUUGAUUUGCAUUUUAAUGAGGGAAAUAAGUAUUUGACCCCCUCUCAAUCAGAAAGAUUUCUGGCUCCCAGGUGUAUUUUAUACAGGUAAAGAACUGAGAUUAGGAGCACACUCUUAAGGGAGUGCUCCUAAUCGCAGUUUGUUACCUGUAUAAAAGACACCUGUCCACAGAAGCAAUCAAUCAAUCAGAUUCCAAACUCUCCACCAUGGCCAAGACCAAAGAGCUCUCCAAGGAUGUCAGGGACAAGAUUGUAGACCUACACAAGGCUGGAAUGGGCUACAAGAGCAUCGCCAAGCAGCUUGGUGAGAAGGUGACAACAGUUUAGGCGAUUAUUUGCAAAUGGAAGAAACACAAAAUAACUGUCAAUCUCCCUCGGGCUAGGGCUCCAUGCAAGAUCUCACCUCGUGGAGUUGCAAUGAUCAUGAGAACGGUGAGGAAUCAACCCAGAACUACGCGGGAGGAUCUUGUCAAUGAUCUCAAGGCAGCUGGGACCAUAGUCACCAAGAAAACAAUUGGUAACACACUAUGCCGUGAAGGACUGAAAUCCUGCAGCGCCCGCAAGUUCCCCCUGUUCAAGAAAGCACACAUACAGGCCCAUCUGAAGUUUACCAGUGAACAUCUGAAUGAUUCAGAGGAGAACUGGGUGAAAGUGUUGUGGUCAGAUGAGACCAAAAUGGAGCUCUUUGGCAUCAACUCAACUCGCCGUGUUUGGAGGAGGAGGAAUGCUGCCUAUGACCCCAAGAACACCAUCCCCACCGUCAAACAUGGAGGUGGAAACAUUAUGCUUUGGGGGUGUUUUUCUGCUAAGGGGACAGGACAACUUCACCGCAUCAAAAGGACGAUGGACGGGGCCAUGUACCGUCAAAUCUUGGGUGAGAACCUCCUUCCCUCAGCCAGGGCAUUGAAAAUGGGUCGUGGAUGGGUAUUCCAGCAUGACAAUGACCCAAAACACAUGGCCAAGGCAACAAAGGAGUGGCUCAAGAAGAAGCACAUUAAGGUCCUGGAGUGGCCUAGCCAGUCUCCAGACCUUAAUCCCAUAGAAAAUCUGUGGAGGGAGCUGAAGGUUCGAGUUGCCAAACGUCAGCCUCAAAACGGCAGGUAGCUUAGUGGGUAAGAGCGUUGUGCCAGUAACCGAAAGGUCGCUGGUUCUAAUCCCAGAGCCGACUAGGUGAAAAAUCUGUCGAUGUGCCCUUGAGCAAGGCACUUAACCCUAAUUGCUCCUGUAAGUCGCUCUGGAUAAGAGCGUCUGCUAAAUGACUAAAAAUGUAAAAAAAAAAUGUAAAAUGUAAAAACCUUAACGACUUGGAGAAGAUCUGCAAAGAGGAGUGGGACAAAAUCCCUCCUGAGAUGUGUGCAAACCUGGUGGUCAACUACAAGAAACGUCUGACCUCUGUGAUUGCCAACAAGGGUUUUGCCACCAAGUACUAAGUCAUGUUUAGCAGCGGGGUCAAAUAAUUAUUUCCCUCAUUAAAAUGCAAAUCAAUUUAUAACAGUUUUGAAUGUGGGUGUAUCUGUCUCUCCAUGCAUACAUACAGACUGCAUUCUGAGGGGAGAAUAGCAAGGGUCAUCCCUUUUCCUCACUGUAUGUUGUGAGUGCCAUACAUCACAGCUGAAGAAUUGGGAUUUGAAUCCCAGGGACAUUGGAGAACCCAGGCACACACAAACCACAAUCUAAAAACGUAUAUUUAUUACUUGACUAGUUUGAGCAGCUCCCUCCUCUUCAGUUCCUCUCUUUAAAAUGAAGGUGUGUGUCUAGUACCCCAUAGAACGCAGAGGGAGAGAGAUGGACAGAGUGAGAGGACUGGAGAGAACAGAGGGAGGCAGAGGGAGGAAGAUAGAUCAGUGACUAAGCAGAAAGGGGUUUUAAUUAACUUUCAGCUGAGGCCUGUUGGGGGGGUUUCUCAAGAGGAGAGGUAUAUUUACUCUUUGCAACACACACACACACACACAGGGCCAGAUUUGAGUUUUGCAUAUGACAGGCACUGCACUGAGAGAGAUACUUAGAGAAUACUCAAUGGAUUAUGUGGACCGGCACUUUCUUAGAUUACAAUUUAGAAGUAGGAGUUAUUGUUACUUAGCUUAUGCAGUAACUUAGUGUGAUGGGAGGUAUUGCGUGACCAAUGGUGAAUUAUUAUUUUCAGGCACCUUUGAUUUUCUCAGUAAAUAUGUCUGCAUUAGAAAUGAGAGGAUUAAGUAGUGAGUAUUAGUAUUGAUUCCCCUUUAAAAAGCAGUACCAAAGCAAUCUAACCAAUGACUGACCAAUGACUUGGUCUGGAUCCAACCAGGAAGUGACUAGGGACUGGCUUCUCUUGGUACCAAACUAUCCCCGGUCUCCUCAGGUGCGCUGUGCGGCGGUGUUUGCCCUGGGGACAUUUGUGGGGAACUCAGCUGAGCGGACGGACCACUCUACGACCAUCGACCACAACGUGGCCAUGAUGCUGGCACAGCUCAUCAACGACGGCAGCCCUGUGGUCCGCAAGGUGGGUCACACACACACGUACACACUUCUUUUUCUCAUCUCGCUAUUUCCAAUGUUCUUGGUAAGGUCGUUGACUGAUUUUACUGUGGCUGGUUGACCAUGAUACGUCUUUUGCUGUGGUUGACUAGGUUCUACCAUGUGUGUUGGAUUAUGGUUGACUAUGUGGUCGCGUUGUGUUCUCCAGGAGCUGGUGGUGGCUCUGAGUCACCUGGUGGUUCAGUAUGAGAGUAACUUCUGCACCGUGGCCCUGCAGUUCAUGGAGGAGGAGAAGAACUACACUGUACCCUCACCUGCCAACACCUUAGGUACACACACACACACACACACACCACAUGCACACACUUCGAUCUUCUGUCAUAAUCAUUACAAUAGGAAGUAAUUGACGUGUAUUGUUGUAAAGCACACUGGUCCACUCAUACUAACUGCUGUACAUGUGAAAUGGGGUUUAGGGAUCUGAGGGAGUUUUAAUGAAAUAUGCAGCAUGUUUUGAUAGAGCACAUCAAUAUUUAAAAUGACCUUUAUUACCUAUUCUCACAUUGAUUGUCAUGUCGCUACUGUAUUCCAUUUAGUGCCAAAUGAAUCAGUUAAUUGACCUGUGUGUGUCUGUACAGAGCCUGGUAACCUGACUCCAGUGCGCGACAGCCCGGCCGUCCCUCGGCUGCGUUCAGUCAAUUCCUACACCAACAUCAGAGCUGCCACCACCGCACGCAACCUCAACAAGAGCCUGCAGAACCUCAACCUCAACGAAGAGGGUAGGAGAGAGAGAUGGAGAGGAUGACAUCGAGGCUGAAAGAAAGAGAGAUGGAAAUAAAGGGAGAGAUACAUGUGGUUAUGUACUGUAGAGGGAGAUGGAGAGAAAGAAAUGGACGUAAGGGUAGAGCCUCUCUUCUUUCCGAAAGAGUUACUUGAAGUGAUUUGAAGAAUCAUCAUCAUAGUUACGAUGGCAAAGUCACGACAGAGAAUAUAAUCCUCCUCGGGUUUACCACGCUGAUGCUAGGGCUUAGCGUGUGUUUGUGUGUGUUGGGGUUGGGGGGGGGGGGGGAUGUCAGCUCAUUCUAGCUGAAGGCCCUGUCAGCACAGCCACAUGGCAAUAUAGCCAUGCUGAGUAAUACUAGCUGCUAGCACGUUAGCUUACAGCUUACAGCCUCUCUCGAUCCACAUCGUCCACUCAUUCUAACUGACAGCGGUUCUUGUCACCAAUAACCAUGACAAACCGUUUAGCCUGCCUUGCCUACUCCCAAUCCCCAUCUCAAUAUGCACUCCGUCACAGGGAUAUAUGGUGGCCAUUUUGUGUGAGUCAGACGAUGAUAAUGGGAAGUUGUGUAGAGUUAUAGAGUGUGAUGACUCGGGAGGACAGUUAGAAUAGGCUGGGGAGAUUGAAUGGAAGGUCCAGUCGAUAGCUUGUAGUUUCUAGUUUUCUAGCUAGAGGCAGAUUUGGUGGGUGGGGGGGGUGUUUGAUUUCUUGAGCUAGCAAAAAGUUAACACUUCACUUUACCUGCAGAAACACACACAUACACACACAAAAUCAAAAAUCAGAACAGAACAAGUACUUUAUUUUCAAGCUCCAUUUGUUACUGGUCCAUAUGCAUUACAUCAGGGUAUAGUUAUUCUGGUAUAAUAUGGUAUAUUUCAGGGUAAACACUACCAUUCAAAAGUUUAGGGUCACUUAGAAAUGUCCUUGUUUUUGAAAGAAAAGCAAUUGUUUUGGCCAUUAAAAUAACAUCAAAUUGUUCAGAAAUACUGUGUAUACAUUGCUAAUGUUGUAAAUAGCUAUUGUAGCUGGAAACGGCUGAUUUUUAAUGGACUAUCUACAUAGGCGUACAGAGGCCCAUUAUCAGCAACCAUCAGUCCUGUGUUCCAAUGGCGCGUUGUGUUUGCGAAUCCAAGUUUAUAAUUUUAAAAGGCUAAUUGAUCAUUAGAAAACCCUUUUGCAAUUAUGUUAGCACAGCUGAAAACUGUUGUGCUGAUUAAAGCAGCAAUAAAACUGGCAAUUGUGGGUUCGAUUACAGGCUCAAAAUGGCCAGAAACAUUUAUAUUUCAGUCAUUUAGCAGACGCUCUUAUCCAGAGCGACUUACACUUGAGUGCAUACAUUUUCAUACUGGAAACAAAGAACUUUCUUCUGAAACUCGUCAGUCUCUUCUUGUUCUGAGAAAUGAAGGCUAUUCCAUGCGAGAAAUUGCCAAGAAACUGAAGAUCUCGUACAACGCUGUGUACUACUCCCUUCACAGAACAGCGCAAACUGGCUCUAACCAGAAUAGAAAGAGGAGUGGGAGGCCCCGGUGCACAACAGAGCAAGAGGACAAAUACAUUAGUGUCUAGUUUGAGAAACAGACGCCUCACAGGUGCUCAACUGGCAGCUUCAUUAAAUAGUACCCGCAAAACACCAGUCUCAACGUCAACAGUGAAGAGGCGACUCCGGGAUGCUGACCUUCUAGGCAGAGUUGCAAAGAGAAAGCCAUAUCUCAGACUGGCCAAUAAAAAGAAAAGAUUAAGAUGGGCAAAAGAACACAGACACUGGACAGAGGAAGAUUGGAAUAAAGUGUUAUGGACAGACAAAUCGAAGCUUGAGGUGUUCGGAUCACAAAGAAGAACAUUUGUGAGACGCAGACCAAAUGAAAAGAUGCUGGAGGAGUGCUUGAUGCCAUCUGUCAAGCAUGGUGGAGGCAAUGUGAUGGUCUGGGGGUGCUUUGGUGGUGGUAAAGUGGGAGAUUUGUACAGGGUAAAAGGGAUCUUGAAGAAGGAAGGCUAUCACUCUAUUUUGCAACGCCAUCUCAUACCCUGUGGACGGCGCUUGAUUGGAGCCAAUUUCCUCCUACAACAGGACAAUGACCCAAAGCACAGCUCCAAACUAUGCAAUAACUACACUGCUCAAAAAAAUAAAGGGAACACUUAAACAACACAAUGUAACUCCAAGUCAAUCACACUUCUGUGAAAUCAAACUGUCCACUUAGGAAGCAACACUGAUUGACAAUAAAUGUCACAUGCUGUUGUGCAAAUGGAAUAGACAACAGGUGGAAAUUAUAGGCAAUUAGCAAGACACCCCCAAUAAAGGACUGGUUUUGCAGGUGGUGACCACAGACCACUUCUCAGUUCCUAUGCUUCCUGGCUGAUGUUUUGGUCACUUUUGAAUGCUGGCGGUGCUUUCACUCUAGUGGUAGCAUGAGACGGAGUCUACAACCCACACAAGUGGCUCAGGUAGUGCAGCUCAUCCAAGAUGGCACAUCAAUGCGAGCUGUGGCAAGAAGGUUUGCUGUGUCUGUCAGCGUAGUGUCCAGAGCAUGGAGGCGCUACCAGGAGACAGGCCAGUACAUCAGGAGACGUGGAGGAGGCCGUAGGAGGGCAACAACCCAGCAGCAGGACUGCUACCUCCGCCUUUGUGCAAGGAGGAGCAGGAGGAGCACUGCCAGAGCCCUGCAAAAUGACCUCCAGCAGGCCACAAAUGUGCAUGUGUCUGCUCAAACGGUCAGAAACAGACUCCAUGAGGGUGGUAUGAGGGCCCGACGUCCACAGGUGGGGGUUGUGCUUACAGCCCAACACCGUGCAGGACGUUUGGCAUUUGCCAGAGAACACCAAGAUUGGCAAAUUCGCCACUGGCGCCCUGUGCUCUUCACAGAUGAAAGCAGGUUCACACUGAGCACAUGUGACAGACGUGACAGAGUCUGGAGACGCCGUGGAGAACGUUCUGCUGCCUGCAACAUCCUCCAGCAUGACCGGUUUGGCGGUGGGUCAGUCAUGGUGUGGGGUGGCAUUUCUUUGGGGGGCCGCACAGCCCUCCAUGUGCUCGCCAGAGGUAGCCUGACUGCCAUUCGGUACCGAGAUGAGAUCCUCAGACCCCUCGUGAGACCAUAUGCUGGUGCGGUUGGCCCUGGGUUCCUCCUAAUGCAAGACAAUGCUAGACCUCAUGUGGCUGGAGUGUGUCAGCAGUUCCUGCAAGAGGAAGGCAUUGAUGCUAUGGACUGGCCCGUCCGUUCCCCAGACCUGAAUCCAAUUGAGCACAUCUGGGACAUCAUGUCUCGCUCCAUCCACCAACGCCACGUUGCACCACAGACUGUCCAGGAGUUGGCGGAUGCUUUAGUCCAGGUCUGGGAGGAGAUCCCUCAGGAGACCAUCCGCCACCUCAUCAGGAGCAUGCCCAGGCGUUGUAGGGAGGUCAUACAGGCACAUGGAGGCCACACACACUACUGAGUGUACACAUGUACAUAUUACCUCAACUACCUCAACUAGCCGGUGCCCCCGCACAUUGACUCUGCAACGGUACCCCCCUGUAUAUAUAGCCUCCCUACUGUCACUUUAUUUUACUUCUGCUCUUUUUUUUCUCAACACUUUUUUUGUUGUUGUUUUAUUUGUACUUUUUUUGUUUAAAAUAAAUGCACUGUUGGUUAAGGGCUGUAAGUAAGCAUUUCACUGUAAUGUCUGCACCUGUUGUAUUCGGCGCAUGGUCCUCUGUAGCUCAGCUGGUAGAGCACGGCGCUUGUAACGCCAAGGUAGUGGGUUCGAUCCCCGGGACCACCCAUACACAAAAAAAAAUGUAUGCACGCAUGACUGUAAGUCGCUUUGGAUAAAAGCGUCUGCUAAAUGGCAUAUUAUUAUUAUUAUUAUUAUUAUUAUUAUUAUUAUUAAAAUUUGAUUUGAUUUGAUUUGAGCCUCAUUUUGACUUGUUUUAAGGACAUUACAUCAAAGUUGGAUCAGCCUGUAGUGUGGUUUUCCACUUUAAUUUUGAGGGUGACUCCAAAUCAAGACCACCAUGGGUUGAUAAAUUUGAUUUCCAUUGAUAAUUCAACUACGUAAAGAAAAAAGUAUUUAAUAAGAUUAUUUCAUUCAUUCAGAUCUAGGAUGUGUUAUUUUAGUGUUCCCUUUAUUUUUUUGAGCAGUGUAUUUAGGGAAGAAGCAGUCAGCUGGUAUUUUGUCUAUAAUGGAGUGGCGAGCACAGUCACCGGAUCUCAACCCUAUUGAGCUGUUGAGGGAGCAGCUUGAUCGUAUGGUACGUAAGAAGUGCCCAUCAAGCCAAUCCAACUUGUGGGAGGUGCUUCAGGAAGCAUGGGGUGAAAUCUCUUCAGAUUACCUCAACAAAUUGACAACUAGAAUGCCAAAGGUCUGCAAGGCUGCAACUGGAGGAUUCUUUGACGAAAGCAAAGUUUGAAGGACACAAUUAUUAUUUCAAUUAUUAUGUCAAUGACUACAUUUCCUAUUAAUUUUGCUAUAUUUCCUAUUCAAACUCAUUUCAUGUAUGUUUUCAUGGAAAACAAGGACAUUUCUAAGCAACCCCAAACUUUUGAAUGGUAGUGUUUUUAUUCUGGUAUAAUAUGGAAUAUUUCAGGGUACAGUUAUUCUGGUAUAAUAUAGCAUAUUUCAGCGUAUAGUUAUUCUGGUAUAAUAUGGUAUAUUUCAGGGUAUAGUUGUUCUGGUAUAAUAUGGUAUAUUUCAGGGUAUAGUUAUUCUGGUAUAAAAUGGUAUAUUUCAGGGUAUAUUUAUUCUGGUAUAAUAUGGUAUAUUUCAGGGUAUAGUUAUUCUGGUAUAAUAUGGUAUAUUUCAGGUUAUAGUGAUUCUGUUGUGUAACUACUAUUCUGUAAUUUGUAUGUCUAGGUGGUCCGGUGGCAUUCUCGCCAGGUAACUUGAGCACCAGCAGCAGUGCUAGCAGCACCCUGGGUAGCCCUGACAACGACGAGUACAUCCUCUCCUUUGAGACCAUCGACAAGAUGAGACGAGUCUCCUCUUACUCCUCCCUCAACUCCCUUAUAGGUAGGAAAACUACUAAUCUACACCACCCUUACUACUGACCCACACUACCCUUACUACUAAUCUACACCACCCUUACUACUGACCUACACCACCCUUACUACUGACCUACACUACCCUUACUACUGACCUACACUACCCUUACUACUAAUCUACACUACCCUUACUACUGACCUACACUACCCUUACUACUAAUCUACACUACCCUUACUACUGACCUACAGUACCCUUACUACUAAUCUACACUACCCUUACUACUGACCUACACUACCCUUACUACUGCCCUACAGUACCCUUACUACUGCCCUACAGUACCCUUACUACUGCCCUACACUACCCUUACUACUGACCUACACUACCCUUACUACUGACCUACACUACCCUUACUACUGACCUACACUACCCUUACUACUGACCUACACUACCCUUACUACUAAUCUACACUACCCUUACUACUGACCCACACUACCCUUACUACUAAUCUACACCACCCUUACUACUGACCUACACCACCCUUACUACUGACCUACAGUACCCUUACUACUGACCUACACUACCCUUACUACUAAUCUACACCACCCUUACUACUGACCUACAGUACCCUUACUACUAAUCUACACUACCCUUACUACUGACCUACACUACCCUUACUACUGACCUACACCACCCUUACUACUGACCUACAGUACCCUUACUACUGACCUACACUACCCUUACUACUGACCUACACUACCCUUACUACUGACCUACACCACCCUUACUACUGACCUACAGUACCCUUACUACUAAUCUACACCACCCUUACUACUGACCUACACUACCCUUACUACUGACCUACACCACCAUUACUACUGACCUACAGUACCCUUACUACUAAUCUACACCACCCUUACUACUGACCUACACUACCCUUACUACUGACCUACACCACCCUUACUACUGACCUACAGUACCCUUACUACUGACCUACACUACCCUUACUACUGACCUACACUACCCUUACUACUGACCUACACCACCCUUACUACUGACCUACACUACCCUUACUACUGCCCUACAGUACCCUUACUACUGACCUACACUACCCUUACUACUGACCUACACUACCCUUACUACUGACCUACAGUACCCUUACUACUAAUCUACACUACCCUUACUACUGACCUACACUACCCUUACUACUAAUCUACACUACCCUUACUACUAAUCUACACCACCCUUACUACUGACCUACACUACCCUUACUACUAAUCUACACCACCCUUACUACUGACCUACACCACCCUUACUACUGACCUACACUACCCUUACUACUAAUCUACACCACCCUUACUACUGACCUACACCACCCUUACUACUGACCUACACUACCCUUACUACUAAUCUACACCACCCUUACUACUGACCUACACCACCCUUACUACUGACCUAUACUACCCUUACUACUAAUCUACACCACCCUUACUACUGACCUACACCACCCUUACUACUGACCUACACUACCCUUACUACUAAUCUACACCACCCUUACUACUGACCUACACCACCCUUACUACUGACCUAUACUACCCUUACUACUAAUCUACACCACCCUUACUACUGACCUACACCACCCUUACUACUGACCUACACUACCCUUACUACUAAUCUACACCACCCUUACUACUGACCUACAGUACCCUUACUACUAAUCUACACCACCCUUACUACUGACCUACACCACCCUUACUACUGACCUACACUACCCUUACUACUAAUCUACACCACCCUUACUACUGACCUACAGUACCCUUACUACUAAUCUACACCACCCUUACUACUGACCUACACUACCCUUACUACUAAUCUACACCACCCUUACUACUGACCUACACCACCCUUACUACUGACCUACACCACCCUUACUACUGACCUACACUACCCUUACUACUGACCUACAGUACCCUUACUACUAAUCUACUCCACCCUUACUACUGACCUACACCACCCUUACUACUGACCUACACCACCCUUACUACUGACCUACACUACCCUUACUACUGACCUACACUACCCUUACUACUAAUCUACUCCACCCUUACAACUAAUCUACUCCACCCUUACUACUGACCUACACUACCCUUACUACUGCCCUACAGUACCCUUACUACUGACCUACACUACCCUUACUACUGCCCUACAGUACCCUUACUACUGACCUACACUACCCUUACUACUGCCCUACAGUACCCUUACUACUGACCUACACUACCCUUACUACCAAUCUUGACUAUUCUAAUCCUUUCCUUACUCCUCUCCUCUUUUAUUCCAACUCACCUCUUGUUCCUCUCAGUAGUAAGGGGUAGUAGUAACUACCACUUAAGUCAAAUGUUCACUUAGUCAUGUAUUGAUGUCAAUGGGAGACUAAGUAAAAAUGUUUUACUUAAGUGGAAGUUACAAUUCGCCCCUUUCAGGGCUCCAGACUAACAUUUUAGUCUGGUGCCACUAACUUUUUCAGUUGGUGGAACCAGCCCAUGAUUUGGUCGCACCAUUCUUUUUCGAGGCUUCAAUCAAUACCGUUAAAAUAGGGCUCCAGAAUGUUCAGAAUUUUGUUGUUCAAUAGAGAUUAAUUUGCCUACAUCUUUAUGUGCAUUAAUAUCAUAGGCAAAUUUAUUUGGGGCUAAAACUCAAAACACAUUAGCUAGAUCGCUAACACUAAAUAUAAUACCCACUGCUAGUAGUCAUGUAAAUGUAAUGUCCUAAAGAAACGUUGCAGUUGUAGCCUACUACCCUAUGCACUCGCAAUGGCCGAUGUGCAUUUCAAGUGUUCUGUAUGUCUCAAAGCCAUAUAUACUGAACAAAAAUAUAAACACAACAUGCAACAAUUUCAACUAUUUUACUUAGUUAUAGUUCAUAUAAGGAAAUCAGUCAAUUGAAAUAAAUUAAUUAGGCCCUAAUCUAUGGAUUUCACAUGACAGGGAAGGGGCACAGCCAUGGGUGGGCCUGGGAGGGCAUAGAUCCACCCACUUGGGAGCCAGGCCCAGCCAAUCAGAAUGAGUUUUUCCCCACAAAAGAGCUUUAUUGCAGACAGCAAUACUCCUCAGUUUCAUCAGCUGUCCAGGUGGCUGGUCUCAGACAAUCCCGCAGGUGAGGAAGCCGGAUGUGGAGGUCCUGGGAUGGCAUGGUUACACGUGUUCUGCGGUUGUGAGGCCGGUUGGAUGUACUGCCAACUAUCUAAAAACAACAUUGGAGGCGUCUUAUGGUAGAGAAAUUAACAUUAAAUUAUCUGGCAACAGCUCUGGUGGACAUUCCUGCAGUCAGCAUGACAAUUGCAUGCUCCCUCAAAACUUGAGACAUCUGUGGUAUUGUGUUGUGUGACAAAACUGGACAUUUUAGUGGCCUUUUAUUGUCCCCAGCACAAGGUGCACCUGUGUAAUGAUCAUGCUGUUUAAUCAGCUUCUUGAUAUGCCACACCUGUCAGGUGGAUGGAUUAUCGUGGCAAAGGAGAAAUGCUCACUAACAGGGAUGUUAACAAAUUUGUGCACAAAAUUUGAGAGAAAUAAGCUUUUUGUGUGUAUCUUUUAUUUCAGCUCAUUUCAGGUUGUAAAAUAUUUGCUAUUGAGCUCAAUAUAAAGAGUUGAGAAAAAAAGGAUACCCACAGAAAGCUGAGAAUAUCCUCUCUUCAAUAGUUUCAGCAGUUGUUGCUUCCAACACUGUGUUUUUCCCGCAGUUGGAUUUUUAAAUGUUAUACAAUCAGAACCCUUUUUUCGGGGGAGAGAGUGUGGCUCGCUCGUCACAGCAGGCACCAGCGAAACAGUUACAGGGUUGGUCAGACACUUUCAUUACAGGAAUCUUGAGGAUAAUGCACUUUACUGUUUGACCAAAUCAUUGUUUUAGCCGUCAGAAAAAUAGGACAUUUUGAAACUUUUGAGUGAGGUGACCAUGUAGUGAAUGUUCAGCUCGCGCCGAUGCAACCAAUAAGAUGUUUUACUUGCACAGCCAAGUCAAAAUGUUGCAAAAUGCGACUAAAUGGUCGUAGUCUGGAGCCCUGUCUUCCUAUACUUUCCGCUUUUCUCCUCCUUCAAUUCCCUCAUACCCGUAGGUAAGACUCCUGUUCUCAACCUACCAUCCUCUACUGUUCAACUCACGAGGCGAGGCUCCAAAAGACAUUGAGUGCUUUUCCUGGUUUCACUGAGGGCUGGCCCCGCUCUGUUUCCCCUAUGCUGUGGUGAUUGGCAGAGGCCUUGAUGCGUCCUGACACUCAGUUUGUGUGUGUGGAGAAAGAACAUUAACUCACCAACGAUACGAGGGAGAGAGAGAGAGAGAGAUGGGGAUUCCCUACCUUCUGUUGCCAGUUUGAGAAAUGCCCACAUCACACACCAACUGCCCUUGUAUUUGACAAUAUCCUCCAAAACAGUGGUUCCCAACUCCAGUCCUCCAGUACCCCCAACAGCACACAUUUUUGUUGUAGCCCCGGACAAGCACACCUGAUUCAACUCAUUGAGGGCUUGGUUAGUUGACAAGUUGAAUCAGGUGUGUUGUCCAAGCUACAAUAAAAAUGUGUACUGUUGGGGGUACUGGAGGACCACAGUUGGGAACCACUGCUCCAAAAGACGAGGACACGGCUACACAAACACACACACACACACACACACACACACACACACACACACACACACAGGGGUGGCGUGAGACGAGUACAAGCACACUACACACGCAUCCCUCAAGUGCACCACUGACUCAUGGGAACACACCGCUGCGUUAACUCAGAUUAAUCAAUGAAUCCAGUAUUAAUCAACUCCCACAGGAAGCCGGAUUGGUCAAAUCCAACACAGCCACAUCUAUGGGUCUUUACAGGACACAGUGGCUUGUGCUUUCCAUUUCCAUUCUACAAGUGCUUUCCAUUGAAGAAUAAAUUACCAGGAAAUUGAUAUAAAAUUACAUUUACAAAACAUUUUGGCAGACGUUUCUGUCGCUACCCUUUUAUCCGGUGCGUUUAGCAUUCAUUCAGCCUUUGUCUAACCCCUUCCCAAGCUGCACUGGGGUCCCUAACACAAUCAUUGGGUCUGAUUAAUUCUAAACAGCUUGAGUAUGAAAUUGGCCCGUCGUACACUAUGCUGUGCCCAGUUUAGCGUCCUUACCAUAGAAAUAGUAUUAGUAAUUAUAUUUCCAUGGUCCUUACCUCCCUAUGUGCUUGUUUUCUGACUCCCAACUAGCAGCUCAUGACAUGACAUGGCAUGCAUAAACAAACACCACAUGGGGUUGUACCAUAGAGGGAGGUUUAGCAUAGUGCUGACUCGAUGCCAAAGCAUUUCGAUAUGUAACUUGUUUGGGAGGCUCGCAACGUUGCAGGAGCACAAUUGGGUUGUGUUAGCGAACACUGGUCAGUUACACAGAAUAUAUAGUUGAUUGGGCAAUACCUGGUAGUUGAUAGAAGUGCUCUUCGCAAAGGGAUAGUUCACUCCCAAAUCAACACAACAGAUGGCACAGAAUAUGGACUUAUGAGGUACGCAAACAUCUGACAAACUUAGAAUUUUGGGAGAACUACCCCUUUAAGGCCCUGCGAUAGACUAGCGUCCUGUCCAGCGGGUGUACUUGUACAGCAAGCUGCCUCACGCUACAGAAACAGCUGAUUCUAUUCCCUCUUGAAAAUAACAGGUGGAAGCACUUAGUGAAUCUGGCCUUUAAGAUAAAAAGAAAAAUGUCUUACACAGCAAAAUACCACCCAGAACACACACCUACCUACUCUAAGGCGUUCUGAUAUCCUCCCUGACAUUUCUGUUUGGCCACAGUAAGGACUUUGGCCACAGUAAGCUUCUCCCUGUGUCAGUGCAUUUGAGAUGCUCUCAUGUUUGAAUGAAGGAAAUGGGUGAUAUACUGUAGCUUACAGAGGCUGACCAAGACUUAUAUUGGAUUGGGUGUUAAAUAUGCAUGAACAGAUUUCCUUUGAGACAAUGUUUUAUGUCUUGUUCGAAUACUGCAAGUGAAGCUUCAAAUGUCUCUGUUGUAAUGAGAAAUAUUGUUUAGGAUUUAACACGGUUGUAAAAAAAAUAUAUAUAUAUAGCAUGACAUAAGUAUUUGAUCACCUACCAACCAGUAAUAAUUCCGACUCUCACAGACCUGUUCAUUUUUUCUUUAAGAAGCCCUCCUGUUCUCCACUCAUUACCUGUAUUAACUGCACCUGUUUGAACUUGUUACCUGUCUAAAAGACACCUGUCCACACACUCAAUCAAACAGACUCCAACCUCUCCACAAUGGCCAAGACCAGAGAGCUGUGUAAGGACAUCAGGGAUAAAAUUGUAGACCUGCACAAAGCUGGGAUGGGCUACAGGACAAUAGGCAAGCAGCUUGGUGAGAAGGCAACAACUGUUGGCACAAUUAUUAGAAAAUGGAAGAAGUUCAAGAUGACGGUCAAUCACCCUCGCUCUGGGGCUCCAUGCAAGAUCUCACCUCGUGGGGCAUCAAUGAUCAUGAGGAAGGUGAGGGAUCAGUCCAGAACUACACGGCAGGACCUGGUCAAUGACCUGAAGAGAGCUGGGACCACAGUCUCAAAGAGAACCAUUAGUAACACACUACGCUGUCAUGGAUUAAAAUCCUGCAGCGCACGCAAGGUCCCCCUGCUCAAGCCAGCGCAUGUCCAGGCCCGUCUGAAGUUUGCCAAUGACCAUCUGGAUGAUCCAGAGGAGGAAUGGGAGAAGGUCAUGUGGUCUGAUGAGACAAAAAUAGAGCUUUUUGGUCUAAACUCCACUCGCCGUGUUUGGAGGAAGAAGAAGGAUGAGUACAACCCCAAGAACACCAUCCCAACCGUGAAGCAUGAAGGUGGAAACAUCAUUCUUUGGGGAUGCUUUUCUGCAAAGGGGACAGGACGACUGCACCGUAUUGAGGGGAGGAUGGAUGGGGCCAUGUAUCGCGAGAUCUUGGCCAACAACCUCCUUCCCUCAGUAAGAGCAUUGGAGAUGGGUCGUGGCUGGGUCUUCCAGCAUGACAACGACCCGAAACACACAACCAGGGCAACUAAGGAGUGGCUCCGUAAGAAGCAUCUCAAGGUCCUGGAGUGGCCCAGCCAGUCUCCAGACCUGAACCCAAUAGAAAAUCUUUGGAGGGAGCUGAAAGUCCGUAUUGCCCAGCGACAGCCCCGAAACCUGAAGGAUCUGGAGAAGGUCUGUAUGGAGGAGUGGGCCAAAAUCCCUGCUGCAGUGUGUGCAAACCUGGUCAAGACCUACAGGAAACGUAUGAUCUCUGUAAUUGCAAACAAAGGUUUCUGUACCAAAUAUUAAGUUCUGCUUUUCUGAUGUAUCAAAUACUUAUGUCAUGCAAUAAAAUGCUAAUUAAUUACUUAAAAAUCAUACAAUGGGAUUUUCCGUCUCUCACAGUUGAAGUGUACCUAUGAUAAAAAUUACAGACCUCUACAUGCUUUGUAAGUAGGAAAACCUGCAAAACCGCCCAUGAGUCUCCCGGUCGCGGCCGGCUGCGCAGUGGUCUAAGGCACUGCAUCGCAGUGCUAACUGUGCCACUAGAUCCUGGUUCGAAUCCAGGCUCUGUCGCAGCCGGCCGCGACCGGGAGUUAUAUGAAACAAGGCCUUAGUCAUACAUUUUCGACUCCACAUAGUACCUCAUGUAGCUACUUAGUCAUUUUACAGUAAUUGUGCAGAUAUUGCAAAUGUCCUUUUACCAGGCGUUGCUGCACACCAUUCAGCCUGGGAAUUAUCUGUAGUCACAGUCUCAUGUUGAACUGUAUACAGUGGUGUGGUGAUAAUUUGUCUAUGCCAGUGAAAACUGUGAAAUAUUUCCCUGUUUAAAUGGAGGGGAAACAGUAUUUCACAUUCAUCACCAGGGCUGUUUACCGCAGAACCUAAUCAUAUUCAGGCCCCCGGGCUAGAACCUAAUCACCUCUUUACCUCGCUCAUACGCUCUCGCUUACACACUCGCUUUUUCCCUUGCUCUCUCUCUCUCUUGCCUGAUUACUUGCUUGCUUUCUCGCUCCCUCUUUCCCUGUGCUCUUUCUCUCUCCUUCUCAUGCUUCCGCUCUUGCUUACCCCCCUUGCUAUCUCUCUCUCUCUCUCUCGCAUGUACACUAUCCUGUCUCUCCCCACUCUCCCCCUCCAGCUCUCACCCCCCUCUCGACCCACACGACAAUCUGCUGCAGUACUAUUAACCAGAGCUUCCGAUUUUGCUGCAACAUGUGCCUCCACACAUUUUCACACACUGAAUCUGAUUAGCCCCAACAGUUCCUGAUAGCCUGCCACACCUCCCCUCACAUGUCCCUCAUUCUACAGCCUCUGGAGGAGGAAGAGAGUGUGUCCUGUCUAGGGGUUAAGACAGUGUCCUCUCUUACCUUCAGCAUAAAGUGACUCUCAACUCCCUAAGGACACUUUUCAUUCUGUCCGCUAUCUACAAGUGUGAAGUGCUGGGGAGAGGGAGAGUGGGAGGGAGAGAGAGAUUGCAUUAACAGCUGGAUACCUUCACUGCCAGGUGUCGAGACAAACAAAAGAUUGCAUCAGACCGAGGGAGAGAGAGUGUGUGUAUGUUUGAGCGAGGAAGGGCACAGCAAAGAAACUAGAGAGAGGGAGUGCUGUGUUCAUUGCAAAGUGAGAGUCAAUGUGCCAUAACAAAUGAACUAGAAGAAGAGGGGGGCACUCCUAAUACAAAGACAACAGUGACAGGCAGGUUUAGGCCCGGAGCAAAACAAACUAAUGUUGACAGCGCCUUCGUGGCCAAACCCGGUGAGUGACCGUCUCUCUCUAACGCAGCUCAGCGGCACUGCGGUGUUCUUUCAGGUUGAGUGACAGCUUGGAAUGAGGGAUGACACCGCAGAGAGGACGGCAGGAGAGAGGGAAAACCGAUAAAUAAAUGAUGGAGGGGGGAAAUACUCCUGGGUGGAAAGGGAGAGAAUAAUCGUCAAAGUGAACACACGAUUUCUCUCUCUUUCUCUCACAAACACACACACACACACACACACACAUAGACUUGUCACCCUCGGUAGGUAAAAGGACAAUACCAGAGUAUUUGCUCAUUCAUAUUCCGGAUAAUGAUGACAGUUGGCAGUCGUGUUCCUCUCACAAUCAGCAAUGGUGCAGAAACCAGCUGCCUUCAUUGUGUGUGUUGAUUAAUGAGUUACAUUACCUGACACGGCGGCCAUGUUGGCUCCAGCACCUCAGCAGAUGACUGAGUGAAUGAGAAGUGAGACAAUGGCCAGUCAGUGUGGAUGUGAUGGUUGUUGGAUGUUAGAUGACAGGUGAUUAACAUCAGCUGGAUGUUAGCGUUUGGAUGAUGAUGGUGAUUUCAGUGGUUGAGUGUGAUCUCUAAGCAUGUUGUGUUUGGGUGAGAGAGCGAGAGAGAGAGAUUGUUGAGUGUGUUUAUGGAAAUCAUGCUGUGUGCGUACGUGAGAAAAUGAGGUGGUGAGAAGGUUGGCUCGCUUAUUGAUGGUCGCUAAUCAAAUAUUGAAUGGUAAUCAUGCUGUGUUUAUGUGCUUGUGUGCUUGUUGAGAAUGGGAGACAGAAUGUUGAUGUUCGCUAAUGUAUAUUGAUGGUUUUCACACUGUGUUGGCUCAUUAUGAGUAUGGAAAAUCUGUGUGUGUGUAUUGAUGGUAAGUCACGUUGUCUGUGAAUGUUGGAUCAUUAUGUAUAUGGUAAAUCAUGCUGUGUGUGUCGUUGCAGGGGUGUCGUUCAACAGCGUUUACACACAGAUCUGGAGGGUUCUCCUACACCUGGCGGCCGACCCAUUCCCAGAGGUGUCUGACCUGGCCAUGAAGGUCCUCAACAGCAUCGCCUACAAGGUACUAAACAUACACACUCUUCUCUCUCCCUCGGGUGUGUGUCUGUUUUGGUUUUCUUUAGGUGUGUUUUAUGCUUUGAAAAGGUCAUGUGGUUUCAUACACGCACACACACUCUCUCGUUCUCUCACUUACACACACACACACACACACACACACACACACACACACUCCCUCUUCCCUGACAUUUUCCCCACCUCGAGACCAUUACUUUUGUGCAAAUGCAAUUAAGGCGAAACGACUCCCCCAGGCCAGCCACUGCAGAGAGGAGAGGCCUGCCGUUACUUAAGGAGGUGUAAUAACCACUGUUGGACCCCCGCGCCGGAGAGAGCCCCCUUGUAUUCCUGCUGCUGACACCAUCCUUUCCUCGCAGCUUUAGGGCUCCCCACUGGAGCCCUGUAAAAUAACAACAGGACUUACUAUAUUAGAUACUGCAUUGCAAUAGACUCUAAUGUAUGAAACACUGCAAUAGACUAUAAUGUAUGAUGCUGCAGUAUUUUUAAAAUAUACAAUAUGGGCCACUGCUGCAGCCUCGGGAAAGUGCAUUUUACCAUGAGUCUCUAACAACUUUUUAUAGUCUCCAGAGUGUACUCACUCUUUCUCCUCAACAUAAUCCACAUUCCUAUGCAACUCUUCACUCAGAGACAGAAACAGGGGGAAGCCCAGCUGGAGAUCCCUGUGAAUAUCUGGAAGUGAUCAAAAUGACACCCUAUUCAAGUAGUGCACUACAUAGGGAAUAGGGUGCCAUUUGGGACGCAUACUCUCUCUUUGUUGUUUCCUGCUUGAUCCACUUGUAGAUGAGCAUGGGAUUAACUAGCAUCUCUCUGUUGCCGUGGUGUUUCUUUCCUAAAAUGAUUUUAGGAGGAUUUCCUUUUAUCAACCCCCCCCCCCCCCACCAUCGCUCCCUCACAAUACAUUCUACUCUACCCCAGGUUCCAAUUGACUGAUUUAACCUGUAAAUGAUAAUUGCCGUAGAAAUGAAAGGUAAUGAACAAACAAUGAGAUGGAGAAUACUUAAACUGUAUGACUUUAUGGUUUGACACAAACAGAUACACACAAACAAAUAUUGGAUUGUACAUUUUGCUGAGCCAUUGACUUUAUCUUCAUAUUCUUAUCGUAAUUAUUUUCUUAUUGUUGCAUUGUCGCGAAGGAACCUGCAAGUAAGCAUUCCAUUGGACGGUGUAUAUUCUGUACAUAAGAGAAAUGAACCUUUAACCUCAACCUUUCUCCCCUCAACAAGAAAAAAACAUCUCACAGGGAUCUUUACUACACACACUCUUCAGCCUGACAGCACUUCAAAGGAAAGAACAGAGGGUCUACCCACGCCUUCACACAAACACACACUUAAAAACAAGUAUUCAGGUAUUCAGCCCGUGCUAAACGCAAUAUCGACUGGAGUGUGUAACAGUUUGGUGCAGCCCACGUCCGUUAAAGCGAGAGCGUCAACUGAGCAAAUCCAAUCCUAUUUUAAUUUGGAUUUUUCACCGAGUUGCCAGGUGCCAAGGAGGAUGGAACUGUGAAAUACAUGCAGCUUCUUUUUUCUCCAACUUAACAUUUAGUGCAUUUUUUACCUUAAGAGGUUUAAGCCUAAAGGUUAAUUGGUUAUUUUUUUAGUAUGUGAUCUAUACUUUGUGAUGAUACGAUUUAAGAUAAGAUUGAAGUAGAAUCUGGAUGUGAGUCUUUGCUAUUCUCUCACACUCCAACAUCAGUCCUCAGGGUUCAUUGUGGAUGAAUGUUAGCCCGGGGUGUAUUCAUUAGUGCAGUUUUGCAACAGUGUUUCUUAUUGCACAAGUUCAGCUAGGUCCCUUCCCAUUUCAGCCUGUUUGCUUCUAUUUGGUUCCUAGUGAAUACACCUCUGGUCCCAGAUCUGGUUUUCUCUUGUGCCAACUCCUACAGACCACCAGUAGGAGUUAGCAAGAGAGCACAAACUGAUGUGGGACCAGGCUUGAUGAAUAUCACUUGCACAUUCGGAAACACUGGUAGAAAAAGCUCUGAAAUCCACUGCAUGAGAUCAUGACCUACCCACUCUUCUCAACCCAUAAUCUCUGAGCCUUACUGCCUUACUCAGCAAAAAAUCACCACUCUCACUUCCACAAUCCCUCCUCCUCGGUACUGCCUCCAUCAAUCAGAUUGCUUCUUGCAUCAGACCACAUCCCCUUCCAACCAAUCACACCUCAGUUUGAGACUGCUUCACAGGGCUAUUAUCGUUUAUCAGGGAGGUAUUCUGUACUUUUGUGCGCCCACAGAACAUUUAAAUCCCCCUUUGAAUAAUGAAACACUCAAAUAUAGAGACACUGGCUGACUGCGUCCCAAAUGGCACCCUAUUCCGUAACAGUGCACUACUUUUGACCAGGGCCCAGUAGUGCACUAAAUAGGGAAUAGGGUGCCUUUUGGGACCCAGAUGCUAUUAACUUUCUCUGCUGCAGAAGCCGUUGGGUUGCAGGUCUCCUGGCCCGCCAGGAGGCCCACUGUGAUAACAUGGUCUAUAUAAUAUAAUAAUAUACCAUUUAGCAGACGCUUUUAUCCAAAGCGACUUACACUACAGUAUCUCUCUAACUUUGUGUACUUUGUUAGCUUGGCUUUUGGAAGUGAUUAAUAAGCAAGGGUAGUAAGUAAUAGAGUGGGAGAGCGAGAUUAACGGGGGGACAGGAUGUUCCACAGCACUGCGUUGGCGUCUCCGUUAAGUGCACCGGUGGCGGACUUAACUAAGAACUCAACACCAUACAAUGCAACAAUAUGUCAUGUUUUGCAUACGUUAUGUUAGGAAGUGUUGUCUAUGGGGAAACGAUAUGCCUAUGCGGCGAAGAUGACUAUGUAUAGACCGGUGGCGGAAGGCGUUGGUUUGAGCCAGCCAGGCACUUAAUGCCAUGCAAUUAUGAAACACAGUUGCGCAACAAUUCUAUGUAAUGUUUUGCAUUAUGCUGGGAAGCGUUGGCUGUUGGGGAACAAUAUGCAUGUUGUUUUCCAUGUGUCGAUGAUGACUGUUUAUGCACCAAUGGUGGAACUCGUCGGUUCGAACUACUCAACAAUUGUAUGUUUUGCAUAAAGGAAGCUUAGUCUGUGGGGUAACGAUAAAUAUUGCUUUCCAUGCCAAAUUCAUGAUGAUGACUGUAUGUUGCAUGGGAACUGACAUACCGGUAAUUCAAUUUCUUACGCUGUCAGACUAACUUCACCAUCACCAGCUCUUACUGAUUGUGAUAAAAUUUCACAUCUUCCUCCUUUUGCUAUUCUCCCUCUUCCUCUUCUUCCGCUUGCUGUGACUGUUGUUUAAUAACGAUAGCUUUCCCUCACCCCUUUACAAAGAGAGAAAAGAUAUCUCCAUUGUUCCUUAGUUAAUAUGAGCAUCUCGAUUAACACUUAGCAAAGACUCCCAUUGUGAGAUUAGAUUAAUUUUACCCUUUGAAGAUUUAUGUCUAAAAAGUACUGCUUCUCACAGCUCUCUCUCGCUGUGAUGGUGUGUGUGUGUGUGUGUGUGUGUGUGUGUGUGUGUGGGGCUCAUGUUAACAGAUUUGUGCCAAUAUGCUUUCUCUGAGUUUGCGUGGUAACUAGCAUUUAUCUAAUUGUCCUUCCCAAACAAUGUAUUAUUUGUUGUGGUGGUGUGUGAUAAUUACUUGGUUUCUCCCACCUAAUUCAUAUUUUACUACUGCGGUUUGUGAAGCCUCUCAGAUUAGUGGCAGCCCAUCAAUAACAACUGUCAUUUCUAUGCUUCUCUCAUAUUUGGAGACACUUUUUAAUCAAGCGCUCGUCUGCAAACACUAGUAAUUGAUGCUGCCGCAACCCACACACACACACGUAUAGUGGUAACAAACUCUGAAACCCAAAACACACACACACACAGUACACACUACUCUUGGUAAUUAGCAUAUAAAUCAAAGGCAAUUCCAGAUGGUGGAAUGUGUUUGUUUGCUGGUGUUAACUGGAUCUCCUAAAGCGCACCAAGUUUUUCUCUCUGCUCUGGCUUUUGUAAACAACUCACUGUUAUUCAUCAGGUUUCCCUUUAUUGAGUUUGACUUUCCUCUGGUGAAUAGCUAUUACAGUUUAUACUGGUCUUGAUUCUGUUAUUGAUGGGGGAAGUAGGGGAGGACUUGUCUCCAUGAAACAGAGAAUUUCAAGGUGUCUGGCUGUUGCUGGUAUUGUUGUAUAGAUUAUUUGUCAAAGGGUAAUAUGUUGAAAUACAGUAGAAGUUCACCCAACUGCUCAAGUUACUGAACAUGGUACAGUAGGUUUCCUUUCAAAGUAUGGUUUAGCUUACUUGCUUGUGUUUUAUGACAUUGAGCUCUUCAUGGCUAUUAUCAUUCAUCAGGGAGGUGGGUUGCACUUUUGUACUCAUGCUCUCUCUCUUCCCUCUCCAUUUGUUUUUAUGUUCCUUAUCUCCAAUACUCUCCAUUUCUCUUCUCCUCUUCUCUCUGGUCUCUCAGGCCCUGUCUCUGUCUCUGUCUCCCCAGGCCACUAUGAACGCUCGGCCCCAGAGGAUCCUGGACUCUGGCUGUCUCACCCAGUCGGCCCCCGCCAGCCCCACCAGCAAGGGCACACACAUCCACCAGGCAGGGUGAGUGACCUGCAUGCACGCUCAACUCAUAUUACACACACAAUCUUCAUAGUCUUAACCCUUCCAGGAAUAUUGGCGUAGCAGAAACACACACACCACUUUACAUCCACCAUCCUCAUUUUCUCACCAAUGCUCUCCUGCCACCUACUCUAACCUCCUUCUCCCUCCCAUAUCUGCGCUUCCCCCAGUGGUUCUCCCCCCAUGCCUAGUGCCAGCAGCUCCAGUCUGACCAACGAGGUGCCCAAACCCCCGACACGCGUAGGAGAACAGCCCCCCACGCGACCCCCCUACACCCCCACGCUGGGCGGACAGGCCCCCCACUCCCACCAGUUCCCCCGCACGCGAAAGAUGUUCGACAAGGGGCCCUCCGGCUCUGAACAGGUACCCUGACAUCUAAGAACUUUAUUUUCUAGAAUCUAAUUUCUGGUUAACUUCUGAGGAAUCGCAACUUUUCUUAACUUUCUUCAGAAGUUUAUAGUAAAGGAAGAAGUGUCAGUUGAGAAUAAAUCCUGGCCCUGGACUACACUAGCAUACCCAUUUAAACAAGUAUUUUAUGCUAAUGACCUCAAUUGCUCAAUUAAGGUUCUGGGGGAAAACAUUAUCCUAGUUGCUUAAGACGCUUAAUUUUAGUCAAUUUAGUCUGUUUGAUUCAUUAUAAAAGAUAUCUCCCAGGCACUCUUAUCUUCUUUAUUAUAUUUUAAACUGAAUUCUUAGAGUGUGGUGGUGUGCAUUAGUGGUAGUGUGUUAAAUUUGAAUAUUAUUUUAAUUAUCUGCGUGUGUCUGUGUUUGUGUGCGUGUUAGGCCGGUGAUGAUGCAGAUGACCCAGGAGGUCACAAGGCCUACAUGAAUGCCAACCUGUCUACAGGGCUGUGUGACUGGAGCGCCAAGUACUUCGCUCAGCCUGUUAUGAAGGUACUGUACUACGCUUCUCUCUCUUUCUUUCUCACUCGCUCUCUCCCUCUCCCGUCUCUUCUCUCCAUUUUCCCUCCCUCUCUCCCUCUCUCCUCCAUUUUCCUCCUCUUUCUCACACUCUCUCCCUCUCUCUCUCCAUUUUCCUCCCUCUUUUUCACGCUCUCUCCCUCACUCUCUCCAUUUUCCUCCCUCUUUUUUCACGCUCUCUCCCUCACUCUCCAUUUUCCUCCCUCUUUUUCACGCACUCUCCCUCACUCUCUCCAUUUUCCUCCCUCUUUUUCACGCUCUCUCCCUCCCUCCCACACACACACACACACACACACACCAAUACUGUAGUGUGUCCCAGUACCUGUUCAAGGAAGCUGUUUAGCCUAUUACAGGCCUAUACAGCUCCUGACCUUCCUUUGAUGGUCAGAGGAAGCAGCUGAGUCACGUGUAUGGCUGUCUCCACACACAUACACACUCACUCACUCCGACACACAAACACACUGUGUCCUCGCACUCACACACAUUCUCACACACACACACGCGCCUUGGCAAUGCAGUUAGGGGAGCCAUCUCUCCAUCCUCUCUGAAAGAAAAAAUAGAAAAAUAAACAUUGCCAGCUCGUCUGAUUCGAGGUCGGCUGACUUUGCCAAACUGACUCUGGUCUGGAGGUGUGAGAGAGAAAGGGAUGGAGAGACUGUAGGUGGAAAAGAGAGGAAGAGAGAGGGGGCUUGAGAAACAGGAGAAAGAGGGAGGAACAAAGUGGGGACUUUGCUGUAGUACAAAUGAGAAAGCUGUGUUUGCAAUUUCUGGAAUGCUCCCAUAAAGAGCCUUUGUGUCUAAAAAUCUGUACACAGGUUAUCAUAUCAUUGUGUCAGCAGUACGAGGGGUGUGUGUGUGUGUGUGUUUGUGUGUCUACAUAACCAUUAGCAGCCCUUUUGUUGUGUGUGUGUGUCCCUCACUCUUUCUCAGACAGGGUCAGUGUGUAAUGUCCCACAUUAGUGGCUGAUACUAGGGCUGCCUAAAUAAUCGAAAUUGCAACAUUGGCAUGUGCAAUAUCCAUAUCGCUUUUUUUUAAGCGCCAUGAAUGUAAUAAGGGUCCCAUGGGAAACUGACCAACACUUUGGUUCCUACCCUGUCACAUCAACUUCUACUGUACCUGGCUUUUUUUAUUCGUUGUCAUGCCAAUUAGAUUAUUUGCCCAUAUCCUGCAGCCCUAGCUGAGACCCGGCAUAAUGACAGCCUCUCAACUUGACACACACACCUACACACACACACUCAUCAGCUCUGACUGAGGCAGGCCUUAGUGUCUUAGCACUGUAGAGAUGUACAAGCAAACAGUGACUUGCACACACUAUUCCCUUGCGUCCUUUACUUAAUCAUUCUCUCUUUCUCUCCCCCCUUCUACUCUCUUUCUCUCCCCCCUUCUACUCUCUUUCUCUUCCCCCUUCUACUCUCUUUCUCUCCCCCCUUCUACUCUCUUUCUCUCCCUCCGGCCAUCUUUUCUUCCUUCUCCCUCUCCCAUCGUACCUCCCCCUCUCUCUCACACCCUCUCCCUCCCUCCACCCACCAUCCCUUCCCCUCUUCCAGUCCUUUUUACUCCCUCCCUGUCUCCCUCCAUCUCCCUCCAUCUGUCCCUCCCUCCACCCCUCUCUCUCUGUGUUAUGUCACUGUGAGUGCUUGGUGGUGAUUACCAGAGCAUAUGAAUCCACAUGCGGUAGCAGCUGCAGUAACAGUCAGUGGCUGUGUCUGAAAUGGCACCCUAUUCCCUAUAAAACGCACUAUGGGCCCUGGUCAAAAGUAGGGCACUACAUAGGGAAUAGGGUGCCGUUUGGGACGUAGUCAAUGUGUGGCUGCUCUGUUAGUGUUUAGUAUUCAGAGGGCAGAGCAGGGAGCCUGGUGGGGCAUGUGCUUAAUAAGCAGCAGCUCUCUGGCCUCGCAACACUCCACCAUUACACUCCAUUAGUCUUUCUCUGUACAUUACCAGCCCUGUCCAUAAUGCUAAUGGUUACAGCUAUACACACAAGGACACGUACACACAUAUAUCUACAUGUGUGCGAACACAGACGCACAGAAACACAUACACACACAUCCACUUGGAAACACACAUAUCUACAAAGAAAUGCACGCAUGUACGUACACACACGUACACACACACACACACACACACACACACACACACACACACACACAGAAACACUAAAACUCAAUCCCUUCCUUGCCCUCUGCAGUUACACCAGAGGACCUCCAUUGAUGUUCACUAAUGAUCCUCUCCCUGUUCUCUCCCUGUCAGGGACUGAGGGAUGGAGAAAACCAUCAACACAUCCUGAGAGGCAGCCCUCAGAAAGAGAGGCGAUGGAGAGGGAGGGGAGGAGGAGGGGAUAAUGGAUGGAUGGAGAGGAGGGGAGGAGGAGGGGAUAAUGGAUGGAUGGAGAGAGGGGGAGGAGAGAUGAUAGGACAAGCAAGGAUAGAGCUUUUAACACUUCAAGCCUAAGAGGCGACCCUCUUCAUUUAGCUCAUUAACCCAUCAUUCCAAAGAAUGGGAUGCCAGAAAGAGAGGAGGAGGAGAGAAGGGGAGAUAAGAGUGUUAGAUGGGCAGGAAGAGGGAGAGUUGAAACGUGGGAGAAAACACUUAGCAGCCUGAGAGGCAACCCUUUUCAUUUAGCUCAGUAGCACAAAGCUCGUCUUUAUACAAGACCAUGAAGGGGUGUGAUUGGAGGAGAGAGUGAGUAAGGGAAGCAAGUGUUUCUUCCUCUCUUAGCUCUGGAAUCACUUUCAGUUUAGACAUGCUUCCGCCUUAUUCAAUCUAAUAGAAAGAAAACAUUUAUCUCUUGCUCCUCUCUCUAGAUUCCAGAGGAGCAUGAUGCGGAGAGCCAGGUGAGGAAAGAGAGGGAGUGGAGGUUCCUGAGGAACGCCCGCGUUCGAAAACAGAGCCAACGCAUCACGCAGAGAGGUGACAUACACACAGAUACACUAUGCAUAGUUACACAAGAUACACUAUGCAUAGUUACACACAGAUACACUAUGCAUAGUUACACACAGAUACACUAUGCAUAGCUACACACAGAUACACUAUGCAUAGCUACACACACACACACACCCACACUUGUGUAGAUUUGCCGUCACUCUUGUAUAGACACUCACCCACAGUAUAGAAAGAAAACUGUGCUCAUGCACUCACUUAGUCAGACAUGCCAUGGCAUACCGUGGCAGAGGGAUAUGGGGAUAUUUCAAGAGUGAUACACACACCAGUGAGGGGAACGUGAGGGGGAGAGAGGAUCUAUUGGAAACCCCCCUUGUUCCAAAAGCUCUGCCAGACGGGUCUCUCUCUGUGUCAGAGGAACCCCCCGCACACACACACACACACUAUAAACACAAUGCACACACUACACACACAUUAAAGACCCCAGGCUUCAGCGCAGCUCCCCCGUGAAGUCAGAGCUCGCUCAAACAGAAUGGCUAACACUCCCACGUCACUGCCAGCCCCUACAACACACACACACACACAGGACACACACACAUGCUCACGAGUCCAUUGGCGUCAGAGCUGAGGCUCACAUACGCAUGUAUCUCUCUCUAUCCCCUUUUAACCAUCCCUUUCUCCCAUCCUCUAAAGUUGAGAGACUAAAAGAUUAAGGCUGCCCUCAUUCUCCUGACAGCCAGAGAAAAGAGAGGGGUAGGGAGGGGGUAAGUUAGAAAGAGAGAGCGAUAGGGGGAGUUAGAGAGAGGGUAACAGAGAAAAGAGAGGGGGCGGACAACAGAGACGGGAAAGAAGAGAGUCGGGGAAUCAACCUUAAAGGCUUUUAAAAACUGAUUAAAGUCUGUUUUUCUCUGUUUUAUUUGUGAUGAAAUACGUGAUGAGUUUGCUGAAGGCAACAAAUGUUACAAUGUUUCCCUCUCGCAGUAUUGCAUUUUGCAUGGUAGAGAAACGACACAGACAAGACUAGCUUUUAAUGAACACCUUUUCAGCUUUUGAUCACCAAGUAGAGAGGCGAAGGUCUUGCCAAUGUCUCGCUAGGCUAGAUUCAAAACAUUUUCCUCCGGUAUUUCCUUUGUUACGACUUUAUGAAAUAUUUUUCAAUUAGUAUUUCUUUUCUGAAAUUCCUGACAGUCUACUUUGAGACAUUCCAGAUAGCCAAAGGACACAUUGACGACACAAAUGAUGGUUGUCAUGGCAAUGUAGCGAGAGCUAGACCUUUAGACAAGGAUUGUAAUGUGACUGUAGGACAAUUGAAUAGGGCUCUCACUAUCAAAUGUUCCAGUCUUUAUGGGAGUUACAAGAGUGUUUUCAUCCAAACAUAUCUUUACUAUCGUGAUACCACAGUCACACACCCAUUUAUAUAGACUUCUAUACUUAUUUUCAUUAAUUGAUGAAGCCAAAUCAUAUAUAUGGAUUGUAUUUUUGGACAAUAUUUUAUUAUCUAUGACUGACUGGUGUUUGAUCCUUGUUUGGUGACUGGUGUCAGGUGACUGAUAGUGCUCUGUCUCCUCCCCCUCUAGGCGUGACGCGUCUGGAUGACCAGAUCUUCAUCAACCGUAACCCUGGCGUUCCCUCCGUGGUCAAGUUCCACCCCUUCAACCCCUGCAUCGCCGUGGCAGACAAAGACAGCAUCUGGUGAGAGACAGCGGUCUUAUACGCAACACCUCAGCUAUAUUUGAAACACAUUAUUUACUGUCUCACAUGAGUCUAUCCCUGUACAUAAUGCUCUACUAUGGCCAGAGACAUACAGUGCCUUCAGAAAGUAUUCACACCCCUUGACUUUUUCCACAUUUUGUUGUUAAAGCCUGAAUUUAAAAUUGAUUAAAUUGAGAUGUUUUGUCACUGGCCUAAACACAAUAACCCAUAAUGUCAAAGUGGAUUUUUUAUUUAUUUAUUUUUAUUACAUUUUUUACAUAUUAAUAAAAUAUUAAAUGCUUAAAUGUAUGGAGUCAAUAAGUAUUCAAGCCUAAAUAAGGUCAGGAGUAAAAAUGUGCUUAACAAGUCAUAAGUUGCAUGGACUCACUCUGUGUGCAAUAAUAGUGUUUAACAUGAUUUGUAACACAACAAAAUGUGGAAAAGGUCAAGGGGUGUGAACUUUCUGCCCUCAGCCCUGGCCAAACGGAGCACUACAGUAUAUGAUAAAUAGGAAGCCAUUUGAGAUGUGGCAAUUGACUGUUUGCUGAUCUGAGAGGACUGGAUAUGUCUAUACAAGCCAUAUAUUAUGGGUUAUUUGUGUUAAUCUCUGUAAAAAGAGUUGAAAGUCAUCAGAACCAGGUCAUUCAGACACAUGCUGUAGUGGCAGCCCUGAGAAAAGUCUGGCCCCUAUCAGGGCCAUGACACAGUCCAGUGACGCACAUAGAGACAUAUCUGGCAGUGCUACAGACACUUGGUUUGAUGUAUAGUGCCGGAAGUAACUAAAGUGCUGGGGAAAAGUGCUGGAAGUAACUAAAGUGUAUGUGUGUUCUCUAGUUUCUGGGACUGGGAGAAGGGGGAGAGGUUGGACUACUUCUACAACGGGAACCCUCGCUACACCCGCAUCACAGCUAUGGAGUACCUCAACGGACACGACUGCUCACUACUGCUCACUGCUACAGGUCAGACACACACACACACACACCUAUACACUGUACACACAGGCAGGUAGCCUAGCGGUUAAAGAGCGUUGGGCCAGUAACCGAAAAGUCGCUGGUUCGAAUCCCCGAGCCGACUAGGUGAAAUCUUCCGCCGUGCCCUUGAGCAAGGCACUUAACCCGAAUUGCUCCUGUAAGUUGCUCUGGAUAAGAGAGUCUGCUAAAUGACAAAAAAAGUAUUAUAUAAAUACACAUACUCGCGAUCUCAUGAACACACACAUACACUCACAGACUCAAUUAUCUUGUACACGCACGCACGAACGUAUGCAAGCACACACACACGUGCAAUAAUCGAACAAACUCCCAAACUGUCAAUCACUUCAGCAUCACCCCAUCGAGCUAAAUGCAGAGAUCUUGAACAAUGCAGAAACCAAAUAGACCCUAGUUGCCUCAAUUCAAGGACACCAUCAUUUUGCAGCAAAUAAAUGUGCAUGUUUUCUCCCUCCUCCUAGACCUUGAAGUCUUAAUAAGCAAGCCUGGCUCACAUCCUCAGACAGGAACACACACUGUUCCCUGGGUGAAAAAAAUGCUGUCUUAAAUAAAAAUAAAAGGAAUUAAGUCGGCAGCAUUAUAUUGAAUUGCUGGACAGCACCAUUCUGUUCACGGCUUCAAAGUCAUAUACAGUCAUGGGAUUUUGUCUGUAAUUUUAAACGUAGUCAUUCAUUCACCCUGGUUUGUAGCCCUGUCUGAAGACUUUCAAAAUACAUCCGUAUUUGAAGUUCUUCCCUACCGUGAAGUGAAGGAUCUAGCAUGAUCAGUCAUUACUUCUAGGAAGAAAGGAAGUGUACAUUGGAACAUGGCCUUGACCUAGGCUGGUUCAAUACUGAACGUUCUGGGAUAAUUUGGCAAUCUGUUCAGGAGGACUAGAGAAACAAGCCCCUGUUAACACAACCUUGAAAUGAGUUUCAGUUUAGUUUGCGGUGCCUUUGUAGAAUGGGUGGCAGGGCUUGAAAGCGGUGGGAAGGCUACCAUUCUUGGAGGAGAGGCACGAGCGCAUUGUAUUGUGCAUAUGAGUUUGUAGAGUUGAAGGAGGCUAGAGGCUGAAGAGACGAGGGAAAAUUGCUUGAAAGUUGCUUUGUGUAAACCCAACGUAAGAACUUGUCAGUUAGCUCUUUUGUACAAAGAUUUGUUCAAAGAUGCAUGUUAAGGGAUAGGAUGCCUCCCAAAUAGCUCCCUAUAUAGUGCACCCAUAGGGCUCUGGUCAAAAGUAGUGCACUCUGUAGUGUGCCAUUUGGGAUGCUGCCGUAGACUGUGCUCCUGUUGUGUUCUAUCGGCACUCUUAGGUCAUGGACGUGCUCGAGGCCAUAGCGUUUAAUUCAAAUCCAUGUGCACAUGCUUCGUCUCAUGGGCACAAAGGGAGGAAGUGUUUGUGCAAGUGCAAAUAUGGAAGUUGUUAGCUACCUCUAACCUUGUAUGAUAAUGUUUCACAUGUUUUUUUCUCUCUCUCUUUGCUUUUCCUUCCUUCUCUCUGUCACCUACCCCCCUUUCUUUCUUUCUGCAAACCUCCCACUCCCACCUUUCUCUCCCUCCCCUCUCCCUCUCUCUCUUUCUCCUCCUCUAGAUGACGGGGCGUUGCGUAUCUGGAAGAACUUUGCGGACCAGCGGAACCCAGAGAUGGUGACAGCUUGGCAAGGCCUGUCCGACAUGCUCCCCACCACCCGAGGUCAGCCAUCCUCCAGCUCCCACAGUAAAGACCACGCUAUUUACCCCCCUAGACCCCCUCCAUUUAUCAGCCUAGACCCUCAGUGUACCUCCCUAUCAACCUCAGUUUACCCCCCUGUCCUACCACCACUACACACAACACAACCUUUACCCCGUUACCCCCCCCCACCCCAAACCCUCAAUCCACCUAGUCCUAGCGUCCAUUAUUCAAGUCCCCUCUUCCUCCCCACCCGUUCAGAAUUCAGACCCCCUUCUCCACACACCCCUUUUCCACCAUCUCUCCAACCCCCUCAUAUUUCCCACUCUACAUCUGUCAACCGCUUGUCUAUGUUCCUCUCUAUAGUUCUGACAUGUAGCCAGUCAGAGAACUACUAUAGGCUAUGCUUAUGGAUGGCAGGUGCAGGAAACGGGCUACUUCAUAAAAAAUAAUAAUACAAAUAAUAUGCCAUUUAGCAGACGCUUUUAUCCAAAGCGACCUACAGUCAUGUGCGCAUAUAUUUGUACGUAUGGGUGGUCCCGGGGAUCGAACCCACUACCCUGGCGUUACAAGCGCCGUGCUCUACCAAUUGAGCUACAGAGGACCACAAAAUACUGCAUUCAUUCAUUUUUCAGGGACCAUGUGCAAUGUUUCAUACAAAUACAGGCAUUUAUUUUGAUGCAGAUCACAAGUUUUGGUGCAAUAUAGGCUUGAGUUAGAAUUGUGUCAAAUCAACAACCCAAAAAGCGCCUUAACAGUAAUCUAAAUGCAAUCUUAUACGUAUGUACACCGGAUUAAUUUACACAAGAUAUACUAAGAAUAUGUACAGCAGUAGAUUUAUUAGUGGGCAAUGUCAAGAAUCCAGUAUAUAAAUAAAUAUGCAGUGUGUGUGUAUAAACAGUGUCAUUAAAAUGCCCAAUGUACAGUAUUAGAAGUGUGUGCGCACAUACAGGUCAAGGAUGAACUGUUGUAUGACAUUCAAUACAUAGCUGAAUCACAUUCAAUUAUCUGUGGUGGGUGUGCAGGAGGACAGGCAAGGGAGCUAGCUAGCAGGAUGUUAGCUUUGACAGCUCUGUGUAGAAUCCUAGAAUGAGACACACUCAUUCUAUUCAAUGAGUGUAUGUGUUCUGACUGACUGACAGUACAGCGGACCACCAGCUGUGUGUGUCCCUAUUAACAAAGAUGAGCAACGUCCCUGCUCAGUGUACCUGCUGAGAGGCGACACACUUAGCUAAGCAUCACAGGGAGAGCUGUCAUACACACACAUCCCUGAAGAUUUCAGAGUAGGGCACAUAUCAUAGUCAACAACAAGGUAUUCAGCAAUCAGGAUUUAGCAGGGUAACCACCACUUCACCUUGGAGGUAGAGAAGGCCUGCACAGCUCAAGCUUGCGUUGAUACGGGUAGCGCAGCUCAAAUGAACAGAUGCCAUUGUGAGAUCAUCAUUGGCAGCGAUUGUAACGGCUUCAGAAGCACACACAUUCCAAAAUCUCCCCCAUCUCCAUAACACAAGCUCUCCCCUCCAUCCAGUAACGGCUUGUGUCGGGUGCUAUUCCUCUUCAUUUUGCCUCAUUUCAUUCAGAUCCUCUAAUUCUGGCUUGCUACUUUGCUGCUACGUUGACUUUGGUUGGCUUUAUGUUCCGUCUUCCUCUCCCUCAUUACAUGAGGGGCAGAACAAGGCUGCUAGCUCCCCCCCACACAGUAAUAGUUGUAUUGGUGUUAAUGAUGUUUCACUAUGCUAUAUGCAGUUAGUCCUGUUGUAUUGCAGAACACACUGACACACACAUUCACAUGUAUACACUGUGUACAAAACAUGUUCUUUCCAUGAGACUGACCAGGUGAAUCCAGGUGAAAGAUAUGAUCCCUUAUUGAUGUCACUUGUUAAAUCCACUUCAAUCAGUGUAGAUGAAGGGGAGGAGACAGGUUAAAUAAGGAUUUUUAAGCCUUGAGACAAUUGAGACAUGGAUUGUAUGUGUGCCAUUCAGAGGGUGAAUGGGCAAGACAAAAUAUUUAAGUGCCUUUGAGCAGGGUAUGGUAGUAGGUGCCAGGCGCACCGGUUUGUGUCAAGAACUGCAACACUGCUGGGUUUUUCACGCUCAGCAGUUUCCCAUGUGUAUCAAGAAUGGUCCACCACCAAAAGGACAUCCAGCCAACUUGACACAACUGUGGGAAGCAUUGGGGUCAACAUGGGCCAGCAUCCCUGUGGAACGCUUUUGACACCUUGUAGAGUCCAUUCCCCGACGAAUUGAGGCUGUUUUGAGGGCAAAAGGGGGUGAAACUCAAUAUUAGGAAGGUGUUCCUAAUGUUUUGUACACUCAGAGUACAUGCAUACACACACAUUCACACUCGCAUGCAUGAACACAAACCAAACGUGCAUUCAACAAGGUGCACACACACUAUUAUCUGCCCUGUGGUACAGGGGAUUUAUACUCCUCUGCCCUCCAGGCUUUUAGAUGAGAUAUGAACUACAUCCCAAAUGGCACCCUUUUCCCUAUAUAGUGCACUACUUUUGACCAAGGCCGUAGGGUGCAUAUAUGAUAUAAGAUGGAGUGUAACUAUCUGGAGCCUGUUUUAAAUGCACAGCAAGUAGUUGAGUAGUGGACUAUCUCACUCUUUUAGUUUUUGAUCCGGGUGUAUCAGCGGUAUUAACAUGGAUGAUGUAAUGCUGGGGAAACUGCAGCCUUGUUCUUCCGCUGCUCAUUGUGUACGUGUCUAUGCGCGCUUAUGUGUGUGUGUAGGUCCUUGCAUGCGGGGGUCCUUGCUAACGGUGUGUUGUGCUGGGGCUGAUGUGCUUCUGACUCUCCUUUCCCCCUUCCCCGGCUCCUCCCCAUCUCCUUUCUGCUCCUCCCCUCGCAGGUCUGGCCAGGCGGGUCUCCAUCUAUCUUGACAGGAGUAAGGGACAGGGAGGUGAGUGCUGCCAUCUUCUUUUCCCCUCAUCUGACUGUGUGCUGCACAAACUCCAGCAGUCUGUCCCUGCACUACUUCUUCCUCCUGUAACCUGACCCCUUCAUCACCCCCCCCCCAGGCCUCUUUCUUCAGUAUCCCUCUAUCAUACAGGCCAAAGCUGGUGUCGUGUCUUCCUACCGGUGGUCAUGUACAAAACAGAUAUGAUGGGUGACAAACUCUGCCCAGACAACUCUCUAGUUUUAACUGUAAGCUUUCGCACGCAAGUUAAAUGCAGAUAUAGCGUGAUUGUCAUGUUUGUUUUUAUGAAUUAUUAACUUUGUUUACUUGUUUUACCCUUUAUGAAUAAAUGAUAAUAAAAACAGUUUGUGUAGAUAUAGUUAGAGCCUUUUUCCAGCGUGAUAUGGGAAUAUGACGUUUCUGGUUCUAUCUGCCCAAUAUCAUUGCAGGGUUCGAAUUCCAGUGGGAAUAGUGCACAAAUCAGGGAACCCCCAUUAGUCUUAGAACUAUCAACACAGCACCCCCCAUAUGUGUUAUAAAAUAUCAUUUUUAGGGCAUCCUCAAUCAUCUAAAGUGUAUAAUUAGAGGCCUGCUGGUCAUGUGUGAUGUUGAUAGUAGAAAUAAUGUCCAAUACUUCUCUCCAACCUCUAGCCCUGAGGCCCUAACUCCAGACUCUAGAGUACCCAUGAUUAGUUCCCUCCACAGCCAAGCAGGGGGCCUUAAAACUAUCUUCAUCCAGACUUGGGUUUUUCCUCUGCAGCUGAAUUAGCAUGCAACGUGUGUCGGAGAGAAGAUAAUACAGAGAUAGGGAAGGAGGAAAGGGUAGAGAGAAAGAGAGGAGAGAAAGUGAGGGAUUGACAGAGAGGAGGAAAGUGAGAGAGAUAUGAGAGAGGGAGAGCCUGCCUGCCUGUUUGGGUGUUUAUUUUCUAUCUGUUGUGGAGCAGCGCAGCGCGAGGCUCCGUCUCCCUCUCAGCCCUCAUUACACCCUAUGGAGUUAUCAUUAGUGUUUGUUUAGCAUUCGGAGACGCACAUCGACUUACCGUCCACACAGACAGAGCGCAGACCUAAUUAAGUUCUCAUGCAGAUGUCGUUUGUAACGGCUUGCGCUCUCCCCCCUCUCUCAUUCUCUCUCUCGUCUAUCACGCCCCCCAACUCUCUCUCCGUUUUUCUCCUGCAGCAGCUUGAGGAAGUUUUUCAUUUAUUUUCUUUUUUCUGACUAGACUAGGGAAGUUUGAGUGAAAGUAGGGCAGUCCUGGGGCUGUUUGGCUGGGGGGGGGAGAUGUGUGUCCUACUCCACAUACACUGGAUGGCUGGAGGCUUGUUAAAAAGGCCUCUGGGAGGUAUUGGCUGGGAGAUACAAGAGCACAAAAGGAUACGUGGAGAGCGAGGAACAGAGUGGGGGGCAGAGAGGGACUAGGAGAGGAACAGACAGAGAGGGACAAACAGCGACUGAAUAAGAGAGAAGGCUCAGAUGGCUCAGCGACUUUGGAUCACUGUUAUAAUACUCAGACUCCCUUAGUCUGUAAUACAGGUUAAAUACAGGCACCGCUCCACUCUUUUGCUUUAUGUCUCUCGUCAGCUCACAGGUCAACUAGCCUAGCACCAAAAGCUUCGUAAAACUACCGGUGUCAGUGUCCAUCAAAUCAACCCCAUCCAUAGUGACACCCUCAUCAUCAAUUAUAUGCUAAAGGGGUGCAGCGUAGUCCUAGUUAAUUCCGUCACCUGGGUCCUGGAGGACACUUUCUAAGCAAACGCAAUGAAGGGAAGAAAAGAGAGAGAGGAGGGGAGAGGGAAGGGUAAAGUCGGCGCGCAGUCUUUAAUAAACUGCGGUGUGUGAGAGCCAAUCCAUCAACAGGUAAUAAUGGUGUGGAAUGAGAAUGCAGAGGCAGUGCUAGUCUCCUCUAGAGAGAAAGAAUGUGUGAUGGAAAUAUAAAGUGACACAGAGGGAUAUAUAAGGAGAGCUAUAGAGAGAAGGGGAUUAGGGAAGAGAGGCAGGGGCAGAAUGAGUAGUGGAAUGUGGCUAUCUUAGCCACUGGAGACCGCUAACGCUAGCUUAUGCGAAUACUAGAUAUAGCGCUAACCUCAUUGCGCUAGCAGCCAGCCCCUAUACGCCACAGCAACACCCACGCACAGGCAGCCCCGAAUAUCCAAUCCAUUGUACAGUAUGCUAAUGCUGACUAAAUCAUUAGCCGCCUUUGUAGUCAUUAUUAAGGAGAACAAUGGGCCUCCAGUUAGGAGGGAAUUUGAGAUGGAGGGAGAGAGGGAUAGAUAGUGAGAGAAUGAGGGAGAGUAGAGCGAAAGAGAGAGAGAGGCAGGGUAUAUAUUCGAGGAGGUAUUCCCCUGUGUAUAACGAGAACCCUGAGAAUCAGAUUGUGAUGAGGCAGAAAUGCCUAGGCUGCACUCCCUCAUAUACACUCCCUCAGUCACGCAUCUCCAUACAUAAUGUCGGUAUUGAUUUCUGUGUGGACUCCUAAGAUCCCUGCCUCACUGGUUAGGCUGCCAUAGGGAACUCAGAUUGAUUCUCUCAUUUUAGGGUAGUUGACUAGUAGCAUAUAGAGUCGGUGUAAGAACUCAAUGCAUUGACCCUGAUGUGACCUAAAGCAUGGAAAAUCUUUCAAUGCCUGAGAUUUUCUUUGGAUUGGAGUUGGUUAGGAAUGAACUGUAUUGAGGGAGUGAAGCAAAAAGAGGUGAUGGAGUGAGUGGAAAUAGGAAAAAGAUGAAAGGAAAGAAAGAGAGAGCGAAAGAAAGAGAAAUGGGGUGGACUUGAAGGGCGUUUUGUUCUCUUAUUGUCCUGGCAUUGGGUUCAGUCAGUGUGUUGACUUGUAAGCAGGGGUUGGAACCGGUUCAGGGAACAAAAAAUAGGGAACGAAAACUGGAAAUAAUUAUGUUUUUUGAGGAACGGAAACAUAACCGGGAACGAAUGUGAUCUCUAGUGUUCAGGAACAUAACCAUUAUUUUAAUAUUUGAUAGAAAUACGCUUUUGGUGCUUAUGGAAGAUUUCUGGGAUCUUUUAUAUCAGCUCAUGAAACAUGGGACCAACACUUUACAUGUUGCGUUUAUAUUUUUGUUCAGUAUAUAUAAACCGGUACUUUCUUCUGGUUUGAACCGGCUCAGAACUUUAUAAUGCUGAUCAGAACAGUGGAAUGGAGCUGAAAAAAUUGUGCUUCUGUUCAGAACGAAACGAUUGGAAAUGUUUGGGGUUUCCAACCCCUGCUUGUAAGCAUUGACUUUAGUACUAUCUGCCUGGAAUAGUUAAAGUAAGAAUAAGCAAGAUUCCCUUCCUCUCCCUCUCUCCUCAUCAACCAGAGAUGGGAAUUUCUCACUAACGCAGAGCUCCAGACUUCAAAGGAAUGCCUCCUCUUCUCCCUCAUUCUCAGGUCUCUGAAUGGGGCCAGUUGUUCUGUGUUUGUGUGUGCACGCGUGAGUGCGCUUGUGUUGUUUGUGUGUGUGUGCGCACGCGUGUAUGUAAUGGGGGAAUCACAGAUGUGCGUGUGAGUGUCCCAGCUCUGUGGGUGGCUGAGUACACUCUGUGAAGUGUUCCCCCCCACGCGUCUGCAUGUGAGCCUGAGCUAGCUAACAGCCCGCGUAGCUGUGACGCCAGAGCUAGCCACACUGGGGCUUUGGAACAGGGCUGUGAGGGAUUUGGACCAGACAGAUAGAACAGGGUUGGGAUUGUUGAUGAUUAUGAUAAUGGGGAAGAGGAAGGAGAUCAUGAUAUGUAGGUGGAGGAAAAGUAGGAAGAGAAGCAGUGUGCGAUUCACUUAGAGAGAGAAAGUGUGUGUGUUUACAGUGUGUAUGUUGCAAAGCCCAUAGCUGCUUUCAGAGUUAUCCCCUGUUCCUCUCCACACCUGUCUAUCACACAGCACAGGUACAACACUCUGGGAAACAGUGUCCCUCUGCCAGUCUUCACCUGUCCGUCAAGGUUAGGCUACGCCCCCGGGCCUCUGUCAGGUGUCACAGAGCGGCUUAUCAAGUACGGUUGAGACGCGACCACAGCUUAGCUCUGUGACUCCCUCUCUCAGUAGCAGCAUAUGGAGGUGCUGACGGCUUCUCUCUCUCUCUCUCUGGGUGUGACACCCUGUCAGUGCUGCCUGCCAGUAGUAACAUCUGGUAGAGGAGUUGGUCUUUUAACCUCAGCCUGUUGUGAGUCACAGGGUUUGCAACCGUCCCAAAUUCCACAUGUAUAUAGCCCCCUACCCUUAGGGUUGGAUAGAUAUUAGUGAUAUCCUGAUGGCUGGUGUCAGACAGUGACCUUUCAUUUGACCCACAGUUGACUCAGAUGGUGUGUUUCCUGUUUACAUCCGCCAGGCCUUCAGUCUGAGUAUGUGUCUGAACAGCAGAACCUGUGCUCAGCUGGUAGAUCGUGUCCGAGUCCCAGACAUUGACAGCUGGGUCUUUGUCAAUGGUGUUUCCGCCUGUGUGUGUUCCGUUGUAUCUUUGUGUGUGUUACUAACCAAUGUCCUCUCUUAGGUGCAGGCAUGGUGGUGGACUGGGAGCAGGAGACGGGGCUGCUGAUGACGUCUGGAGACGUGAGGGUCAUCAGGAUCUGGGACACGGAGAGGGAGAUGAAGGUCCAGGUAAAGAGAAACGCACACACUGAUCAUGCUCCCUAACCUCUUUAUCAAUGACAAUGUUUUGAAAUGUCACAGUUGCCUCUGCACAUCCAUUAUUUAUCAGGUGACGAAUCUCAAAUCCCUUCUACAAGUUAUUGUUUUGACCAAUAGGUCCAAUAGGUCCAUUGGGCAUAAUGACAAUCUGUGGAACUGUGGAUACUUUCCCCCUCUUUCUUGCAUAUCGGUUUACAGUGCCUUCAGAAAGUAUUCACACCCCUAGAGUUUUUCCACAUUUUGUUGUGUUACAGCCUGAAUUAAAAAUUGAUUCAAUUGAGAUUUUGUGUCACUGACCUACACAAAAUAACACGAUGUCAAAGUGGAAUUAUGUUUUUAGAUUUUUUUUACAAAUUAAUAAAAAAUCUAAAGUUGAAAUGUCUUGAGUCAAUAAAUAUUUAACCCCUCUGUUAUGGCAAACCUAAAUAAGUUCAGGAGUAAAAAUGUGCUCAACAAGUCACAUAAUAAGUUGCAUGGACUAUGUAUGCAAUAAUAGUAUUUAACAUGAUUUUUGAAUGACUACCUCAUCUCUGUACCCCACACAGUCGAGCAGUGAAUUUCAAACAAAGAUUCAACCACAAAGACCAGGGAGGUUUUCCAAUGCCUUGCAAAGAAGGGCACCUAUUGGUAGAUAGGUUAAAAAAAAAGCUGACAUUGAAUAUCCCUUUGAGUAUGGUGAAAUUAUUAAUUACACUUUGGAUGGUGUAUCAAUACACCCAGUCAUUACAAAGAUACAGGCGUCUUUCCUAACGCAGUUGCUGGAGAGGAAGGAAACCGCUCAGGGAUUUCACCAUGAGGCCAAUGGUGACUAAAACAGUUAGAGUUUAAUGACUGUGAUAGGAGAAAACUGAGGAUGGAUCAACAACAUUGUAGUUACUCCACAAUACUAACCUAAAUGACAGAGUGAAAAGAAGGAAGCCUGUACAGAAUACAGAAUUCCAAAACAUGCAUCCUGUUUGCGAUAAGGCACUAAGGUAAAAUUGCUAAAUAUAUGCAUAUAUUGUACAAUCCAGGUGUCCAAAGCUCUUAGAGACUCACCCAGAAAGACUCUCCGCUGUAAUCGCUGCCAAAAGUGAUUCUAACAUGUAUUGACUCAGGGGUGUGAAUACUUAUGUAAAUGAGAUAUUUCUGUAUUUAAUUUUCAAUAAAGUAGCUACAACUCCUAAAAAAUUGUUUUUACUUUGUUAUUUUGGGGUAUGGUGUCUAGAUGGGUGAGAAUAGAAUAGGUAUUUAAUCCAUUUUGAAUUCAUGCUGUAACAUAACAAAAUUUGGAACAAGUCCAGGGGUAUGAAUACUUUCUGAAGGCACUGCAUGCAUUCUGGUAUUCAGCACCUGGUGCAACAUUAUCAGUUGUAUUUCCAUUCAACCUGUUAACCCUUUAUUUGACAGACAGUAGUAUGUGAAGUAUUCGAGCCCUGCCCCGGGCUGUAUUGACGGCAAAGGCCAGACGACAUUCUCCAUCAGUCAGCUGUAGACGUGAUUGAUUGAGUUGUUAGCCAGUUACUCAAUGUUUAAUGGGCACCGUGACAACCACAACAUUUGUUAUGUCACGGCAACGACUAUGUAAUUACGUUAAUUUUUUCCCAUAUUGCUUUAACUAAUUGUGUGUGUGUGUGUGUGUGUGUCUACCAGGACAUCCCAACGGGGGCAGACAGCUGUGUGACUAGCCUAUCAUGUGACUCACAGCGGUCUCUCAUCGCGGCGGGGCUCGGCGACGGCUCGGUCCGCGUCUAUGACAGAAGGAUGGGCGCCAACGAGUGGUGAGUGGUCUAACGCGCACAUACAUGCACACACGCUCGUACGCUCACACAAACGCAGACACACACUUUUAAUGGUGCCUCCACACCUUGACUACACGCUUUCAUAAGACUUCAACGGUGAGAAUCAUCCCUACACGCACAUGUACCUCAUCACAUUAUUCUGUCUAAAAUGUGACUUGUGAGGUAAAUGUGAAUGGGCUACUAAUCUUCCUGAUUCAUGACUAAAUCAUAAGGUUUCUUAUUCCCAGUACCACAGAGAGAAGCUGUGUGUCUUAAUGUUUAAUGAAGCUCUCAUCAGAUAUAUUUUAUGCAAGAGUGCUUUUUUAAUCCCCUUAAUUAUCAUAUUACACAAUGUAAAAUCGUUUGAGCAAAGACAAAUAUGUAAAGCUGUUGAUUAGUUUUUUCUACACUUGCCGGACAGUAUAUUCGGUUCACGAAUCUAGUACCGGGUCAGACUACCCUUUGCCUCCAAACAACCUAAAUUCUUCGGGGCAUUCUCCAAGGUGUUGGAAACGCUUCACAGGGAUGUUGGUCCACGCUGACGCGAUGGCAUCUUGCAGUUGCUGCAGAUUGGACAGCGGUACAUUCAUGCUGCGAACAGCCCGUUCCAUCUCAUCCCAAAGAUGCUCUAUUGGGUUGAGAUCUAGGGACUGUGCAGGCCACUCAAGUAAACUGAACUCGCUGUCAUGUUCGAGGCAAUGUUUUUCCGCUCCUCAAUUGUCCAGUGUUGGUGAUCACAUGCCCACUGGAGCCGCUUCUUCUUGUUUUUAGCUGAUGGGAGUAGAAUCCGGUGUGGUCGUCUGCUCCAAUAGCCCUUCCGUGACAAGGAUCGACGAGUUGUGCGUUCCGAGAUGCCGUUCUGCACACCACUGUUGUACUGCCCCAUUAUUUGUCUGUUUGUGGCCCGCCUGUUAGCGUGCACGAUUCUUGUCAUUCUCCUUCGACCCCUCUAAUCAAUAAGCUGUUUUCGCCCACAGGACUGCCACUGACUGGAUGUUUUUUGUUUGUCGCACCAUUGUCAGUAAACCCUAGACACUGUCGUGUGUGGAAAAACCCAGGAGGGCGGCCGUUCUGAGAUACUGGCACCGAUGAUCAUACCACGCUCAAAGUCGCUUAGGUCACUCGUUUUGCCCAUUCUAACAUUCAAUCGACCAGUAUCUGAAUGCCUCAGUGCCUAUCUGCCUGCUUUAUAUAGCAAGCCACGGCCACGUUACUCACUGUCUGUAGGAGCGAUCCAUUUUCGUGAACACCCCGGUGUACUUAAUAAACUGGCUGUUUAUUUGAUGACUCAUAUCACUGUACAUAAUUUAAUUGAUGAGUUGUUCAUGAAGUGAUUUUUGCUGUAUUCUCACCUGUGCAGCUCCCAGCUCUCCUGCCGCAUCUUGUGUCCACACGGUCGUGUGCGUCAUCAAAUGCUUCCCCCCCACAGCCAAACAUUAUUUUAGUUCCCCCCCAAAGAGAAAACAGAGCAAUUAAGCCAUAAAAUGUCCCAUAAAUCUUUAACUAAUGCUAAUUUAAGAGCUUCCCCUCAGGCACUGAGACUGUAGAACACUUUCCCUAUGUGGUCUUCCUGGCUCUCCUUUAAAACCAGUAGAGGGCUAAGCAAACACACGCAUCGCAUACACACAUAGGCAAACACACACUCAUGCACACUCUUACACAACUAUUUUUGCGAAGGGAACAGGGAUAGGUUUUGGUCCUCACUUUCGCUUUCUGAUUGCUACUUACUGCUGGCCCAGGGUCAGAUUUGUUUUCUACUUCUUAAAGCUAGGAUUUGAGGUUAGGUCAUCUAAAUCCUAGAUCUGUGGUUAGGGGCAACUUCUUCCUCAAUCUUCAAUCACAGUGCCUCAGUCACUCAAGGAUGCUGUUACCAUGGAGAGGGGCUGUCCUAUAGUGAUUAUACCAUGUACUUAGGGCGACACCCAGUGGCCAUAUACACACACUGCAGCCUUGCUUACUGUUUGGGGUUUUAGGCUGGGUAUCUGUAUAGUACUUUGUGACAUCUGCUGAUGUAAAAAGGGCUUUAGAAAUACAUUUGAUUGAUUGAUUGAUAACAUAGACUCCAUUCAACACAAUGACACUGCUUUAAAUUCUCACACGUCGGUCACCUUUACACUGCUGAUGUAAAAAGGGCUUUAGAAAUACAUUUGAUUGAUUGAUUGAUAACAUAGACUCCAUUCAACACAAUGACACUGCUUUAAAUUCUCACACGUCGGUCACCUUUACACUGUGUGGGAGUCCAUCCACCCACACUGCAUAUACUUUUCGCAUCUUCCUCUGUCUCUCCUGUGAACAACAACAUGGUUGUAGGUGGAGUAAAGUUGAUGAUGCUUUUCCUCUGUUUCCACAGUCGUGUGAUGACGUACCGGGAACACUCGUCCUGGGUGGUCAAGGCCCACUUACAGAAGCAGACGGAUGGCAAAAUCAUUAGUGUCAGGUAGUGCUCAUUGGUGAUUGAUUGAAUGGUUGAUUGAUUGAUGGAUUAUUUCUGUGACAUAUUCGGGUGCCCAAAUAUGGUCAUACUACUAUUUUCCACUCUCUCACACUCUAGUUCUCUUGCUGUCUCUUUGGCCCAGUCCAAGACCAGCACCCUACUUAUUGUAGAUCUAAAUGGAUGUGAUGACAGGUCAUGUACUGUUUGUACUCCUUCAUCCUCCUCCCCAGUGUUGAUGGAGACGUGCGGUUCUUCGAGCUGCGGUCGCCUGACUCUGUGAACGUGCUGCAGACGGUGAAGGGGUUAACAGCGCUGGACAUCCAUCCACAGGCCAACCUGUUCGCCUGGUGAGUUCACAGGUCACGGCACAACACAGGAAGGGCCUUUAUAAUUGGUCUAAACCAUGGAGGUUAGAUAGAGGACUAGAUGGAUUUAACCCGUUUUAGCCCUCUGUCAAACUCUAUGGUCAAAACUCACUUUUUAGGAAUUAAAUGUGGUCAAUACUAUAUGUCAUGUUAUUAACGGGUGUAAGGUGGGGGACGGUCUGACGAUUUCAACGUUUGCUACAUUUGGUAUAGCAGCUAUGAAACUAAUUUCUCACUCUUUCUUUCAUUCUCUCGUUCUCGCCAUCCUUUCCCAGUGGAUCGAUGAACCAGUUCAUAGCGGUGUACAACUCCAGCGGUGAUGUCAUCAGCAACAUCAAGUAUUAUGAGGGGUUCAUGGGCCAAAGGAUCGGGGCUAUCAGCUGUUUGGCCUUCCAUCCCUACUGGGUACUAUGGCAUUCUUACUCUGUUCAUAGUAGUCUGAAUCCCAACUUGAAAACAUUUCAUGGGAACUACGAUUUGGGUGAAUAAUGCAUUCAAGUGAAUAAGUUGGAAUUGCGUUGGUACAAGGAUUAUACUCUGCAAAACCUAUUAACUUGUACAUGUCUUUUCAUCACACCUAAUUAAACUAAAUGGUUUGGAAAAUGAAUGUUUUUACACCUGUCUUUAUGAGUCCAUUAUAUUUGUUAUCUUUCUCUCUCCCAACAGCCCCACCUAGCGGUGGGCAGCAACGACUACUACAUGUCCAUCUACUCAGCGGAGAAGAGGCUCAGAUAA
Messenger RNA from Coregonus sp. 'balchen', 69037 nucleotides. The record is from the annotation of a GenBank genome assembly. Lineage: Eukaryota; Metazoa; Chordata; Actinopteri; Salmoniformes; Salmonidae.